CCGGAACAGGCGUGCUGUUGCUGUCUUGACUGCGUUUGAGAGGCGCGCGUUGACAGCAGCAGCACACGAGCAGGGAGAGCGCGAUGGAGCUGGAAUCAGCUAGGAGCGAAAAUGUGAAGGUGGCAUCCGACUGAGCAGCAUUGUGUUGUGACUGACGCCUGUUUAUCUCUGAGAGUGAAAGAACACCACCGACAUUCACACCUAACAACAACAACCUGAGCUUUAUUUGGAAUUUAUUAUCACUGGAUUUACCCUCGCUUUAAUUUUCUUCUGUUUUGUAUAUCUCUAGUCCUGGCUCUCUCCACCUUGUUAUAUAUUUGACUGGGAGCAGCGUUGCGGAGAGUGAGGAGCAUCCUUUUUUUUUUAAUUUUCUCUCUGGAUAUUCAUUUUUAAUGACACCAUUUGGAUGGAGUAAAGUGUUCCGUGUGAAGAUUUAUGGGAUUAUUUUCGACGAGGACGCUUUGUUGUAGAUAAGAGCACAUUGGGCAUCAUGAGUUCCAGUGGUAAGUCCUUUCUUGAGCGCUUUAUCUCUGCACUUGACACACGAGGACAAUACCUAUAGGUGAGAGGAGCAGAGGGAAAAACUGAACUACCAUCCAACCUUAAUAAGCCCCUAUCUGGUGAAAAAGACUAGGAGAAGUGCCCACUAAAUAAGGCUGAAAUAAAUAAAAAAAUAUAAGUUUAUAUCUUAAUUAAACAGCUUUCAUGUAAAUGCAGUCGUAAUAUAAUCAGAAAGAUAGUUUGUAAACAGUUGUCUCCCAGCUCUAAGAAUAGGCUAAAGCAUGUUUAAAGAGGAUGGGUGAGCUAAUUAUACUGUAUGUAGAGGUCAAGGAAGCAUUUGCCCUGAGUUCAUCCUUUCAGGAGCAUUUUCCUCAUUCUUCAUUCACAUACCAGCUGUUGCUCAUCCACUUCACAAGUCUUCUUCUCUCCUGUCUUCUUCUCCUUUUCUUUCAUCUUCUCUUCUUCUUUAUCCUCACAACUCCAACACAUCCACGACUACUUCUUUUGCUCUUGGUAGACCACCCAAGCUUGCAGCUGUUGCCCGCCCCCCCUGCAUAAAACUCCACCUGUCUUCUUAUGCCAGGAAACCCCUACAGGUUUCAGAGGUUGUGUACCCUGACCGCCAGGCUGGUCUCAUGGAGUUUGGUUCAAUGCUCUCUGUCUGCAGCAUCAUGAGGAGAAAGUCUGACAGCCUGAGGGUUAGUGCCAUGUGUACAGUAGACUCAGGGCCCAGAGGCUGCUAUGAUGCUAAGCUGACCUUGUCUCAGCUGACUGUGACCCUGAUCCUCUGUCAGCUGAAUCAGAGCUUUUUCCUUUGGGGAUUGCGGGUCAGCUGUGCGUGUGAGCAUGUGCAUGCCACAGCUUUGUUUACAAGUUAGGACUGGUUGGUUCACAACGCAGACGACUUUUAAAAGAAAACUCCCCUCUUCCCCUUUAGCUGUCAGAGAGGCCUGUUGAAGUUGACAUGCACCAAGUCCUCGGUGAACUGAAGGUGUCAUGUGCUUCCUCCCCUGUCCUCCGUGUCUACAGGAGGAGUACCCGGGUAUUACUGCAUCAUUCAUAAUCCUGCCUGUCAUUGUGUGGCACUACAUUAUUCAUCCACUGCUCUUAACCCUGUGUUACCGAGCCUGUGCCUUGAAUGCCAGUUCUUAUACUGUGAUGACGUGUUGUGUUGUGUUGUGCGUGUCAGGAGGAGUGGUGUCACAGCUCCUCCUCACUGUACAGAGAAAUUAGUAGAAUUCUUUUGUUAAGCUUUAAAAUGCCCUUUCUCAGCUGACAGGGAGGGGGAGGAGCACGUGUGAGGCCAGCAUGCAGAGAGCUGUCACAACCCUUUUGUAAUAAUAUAAAGCAUGUGGCCAAACUGGAGUGAGCGGUGCAGACACACACACAUCAUCAACAACAUGUCAACUUGUGGUUUCCGUGUUGGAAGAACCUGUGUGUGUGUAUUUGUGUGUCACGGCAGACAGAUGGUGGUGUGACAUGUGUCAGUUGUCUAGCUUUAGGCACAAAAACACAGCAGGCUUCAGAGCUGAGGAAAGAACAUCUCCUUUCCUCUCCUCCUCCUUUUCUUCUCUUCUCUCCUCUCAUCCCUCCAGUCAGUCAAACAUAUGCUCCUCUCCUCUCUCGGCACUCUCAAGGUUUUCGGACAUGAAUGGGCCUGUUAGACUGGGCUGUGUGCACGCUGUUUUCCGCUGCAUUGGGUGUGAUAGCCCAGAGGCCAUCGACACACACGGAGUAAUUACACACAGCUCUGACUGUCUGUCUUCAUCUUCUGGGCCUUAUAUCUCUCAUGGUCACUGGGUUUUGUGUGUGUGUGUAUAACUUUGUGUGACUGUGUGUGUGCGGGCAGACUCCUAUUUUCUGCCUGGCUGGCGGACGAGUCAGGACUGUGGGUGUAGCAGGUUAGAUGCUGGUGGAGAGGACCUUGAUUCCUCUCACAUUCUCUUCGAAGUACAAAGAAAUAAGAAGGUUUUUGAGCUCAGCAAAGGAGUUGAUCAAAUUUGCUCCUAACAGAAAUAUCAGGCAGUCUCUGGGAUGGAGUGUUCAGAGUCUGUGUGUUUCCAGGGAGUGAUAAAACACAUGUUGAUCAAUAUACUGAUCAUUGAGCUCAGGGACCUGAGGGAUCUGCAGAGCCAUACAUCACAGGCAGCACUGACACCUCUCCCCAUCUCCCCUCUUUCUCUCUCUCUGUAGCAGAGUUCUCAAGGAUCAGACAAAAUGCAUCCUUUGAGUGGCUUAAAUUUAAGAAGGCGUCCUGGAUCUAGUGCAAAUUUUGAGUAGAACUUCUGGGUCGAAUGCUGGAUGAGUGCACAACACGAGUUACUAAAAUAUACAGUUUGUCACAAACAAAAGUCUUUCCUGUCUUUUUGAUCAAUGAAAGAUGAGGCAGAAAUUUAGUUUGGCCUUGGCUACAAAAUAGCAACAACAGCUGGUUGAAAAUGGCAUGAAAUUGACACAGGUAUUCAUUUCACCCAGAGGAGACUUAACAAAGACCUUUCAGACCUUUUAUGACUUAACUUGAAGAUGACCGUCACAGAGCACAUCAAGAAACAGACCUAUUUUUUUUACAGUGCAGCAUAAAAUUUGAACAAAUAAUAUGUUUGACUGUCAGAAGUCAGCAGGAUGAGAUUUUUUUUUUGGCAAAGACACUACUUAAGAAUGAUUAGGACAAAGCCAGGAAGAACUGCUUUGUCCACAGGGAGCACUAGAAUUGAGACAAAUCAAAGGUUCCUCAAUUAACAUCGAUUGCACAAAAAAGUAGUUCAAGGGAAAGUUGUUAGUCUUGAAGCCUUAUAAAAUAAGGGAAACACACACAACACAUAAAAGGUAUUUUCUUUUAUGAGGAUCUUACUGAACUCUCACACAUAGUCCAAUAUAAAGCAAUUAAAUGACAGUUCAGACUUGUAGGCCUGCUGAGAUUUUCCUUUAUAACAUAAAAAGGAAACAAUACCAAGUGCCAAUUAUGAGCAAUUUAACUAUGAAUUUCAGAGAUAAACAUUUGAACCAAAAACAGUUUCAUAAUUUAGAAGAACUUUGCCAAAGUUUUACUCUGUGUAUAGUUGCAGCUUCUUUUUACUGCUGCUCUGCUGUCUGCAUGAUGGACCUUUACAAGUCGGGCUGACAAAUACUUAUCAAAACAGUGGGGAGUUAUACUCACAUCCAAAAAGAGGUUAAUCUUGCACACUUACUUAAUGCCAUUAGGAUUUUUAUUGGAUCACUGCGGUUCAGCCUGUUGGUCUUUGUCAGGGGGUUAGCCUUUUAAAAGUAAAGUGAUUUGCUUUACAGUAGACUUAGUCUGCAUCCCUGUGAGCCUUGGCAUCUGUAGCUGAUUGGAAAUUUCUGAUGCUUAACUUUCAUGAUUGUUUAAAAGGCCACUCUGUGCUAAAGGUGUAAAUAUAAUGAUCAUCACAUGAAUCAUCCUCUGGGGACCAUAAAUAUAUAUGAAAAGUGGAAUUAAGCAUUUUUGUGAAUACUGGCUAUAACUGGAUACAAUGACCUUCUUGACAGACACUUUUCUUCAUGUGGGGUGAAAUUGCUUAGCUGUAGCUGUAAAACUGCACUAUACACUACCAGCUUCAAUUACAUUUUUUUUCCUUCUCUAUAGAGGGGAGGGUCUGACAGUGUGUACAUGGGGCGGGGGGCUGUAUCAUAUAUGAUUCCUGCUCUUCUGUCUCAUCUGGUGAGCAGUCUAAACCAGAGCCAAAUACAAUUUAUCACUCCUGCUGCCAGACGCUUUAGUUCAAUAACACAGAGAACAAAGGUGGGAGACAGAGAUGCACAGAUGCAAACACAGAUGCCGAGGAUGCACACAUGAAUAUUCAGCUGGGUACACAGUCAGGUACAACUGGUCUGUAUUUAACAUUAGGCGCAUGUUUUUUUUUUUUCUUAUUCAUUUGCAGCUCAGUCUUCUCUGGUUACACUUGGUUUUCAGAUUACCAAUGAAACCCUUUGUUGGAUUUAUAUUAUAGCCUGGAAUAAAACAACAUUAAGUUGUCAUUUAUCUUAAUACAGCAAGGUUUUGUUGUCCUGUUACCUGAACAAACAGAAUAAAGAGGAUAUAUUCAGUUAAAGUCUUCACAUGCUGGUUAUAUUGUAUGUUGCCUCCUCAAGGUUUCUGUCCCUGCGACCUUGGCUCCCAGUGGGAUUGAGUGAUCAUUCAGGGUGUCAGAAGCAGUCUGACCGCUGUCCUGCUUAGAGUGGCUGUAUGUUUGUGAUACCACUGGACACUGUCAUUGCUCUGAUGGAUGCUCCAGGCCAAGGUCCUGACAGAGACGAAGGGUGAUAAAGGGAGGGAGUGGGGCGGAGGGACACCUGAUCAUUGGCUGUAUUCGAUUGCUUACUGGAAGAAAAGGUGAUUGCUUGGCUGUAACAAUGUUUAUCAGCAAUUACUGUAUAUCAUUAUAGACUCUGUAUUUCUUGUUGCUCGUUGGCUAAACUACUCAUAAAUAUACAGUAAAUAUGGAAGGCCUCAACUUUUAUAGCAUAGCAUGGAUUUAGGAAAAACAAGGGAUGAGUGCAUCUGAAUUGACUGCACCCAAUCGCCAACAUUUUUUCUUUAAUAUAUUGCAGUUUCAACAAAAUUCAAACAGAAGUUUAGAAAAAAUCAUUAGGAGUUGUUCCAGAUAUCUCAGAGAAUGGCUAUCAACUGUCUAUAUGCUGAAGAUGAUGUAAACGAGCAGUGAUUUGUACAUUGUGUAGAGUUGUCCCUUUGAUUCCACAGCUGGUCAUGUGGAGGAUUGGUAAUCUUGAGGAUUUGUACAUGUGAAAGAAGAAAAUUGUCACAACUUUGAACAGUGUGGCCCUUAUCACCACUGCUUAUAUUGAAGUUACUUAGUGGCUCUCUCAAAUCUACUGCCCUUGCUCAGGUUGCAAGACAUGUGCUCCAUGUUGCCUAAUCAGGGAUGGUGAGGGCUCGGUCGUUUCUCAGGCUGCUCCCAUGUCAUUCUUUCACUGACUGUCAUGACCAGCCUGUGACAAACCCUGUUUUUGCGUGAAUGUUUACCAAGUGAGGAUGGCAGCAGGAACUAACAUUUUGGCUUCACUGGUGACAAGCAAAGAGGAAAUAUGUGGAGCUUUUUUCUGCUUCUAUUUUUAGUAAUUAAGAACUAUGAUUAUAGGACUUUGACCAACUACAGUCAAGUAACAAAUACAGCCAGGUAAUAAUUUCAACUUCUACUCUUCUUUAAAUAACAAAGCAUCACUGGGCUACAACAAAACUAAGUGUAACAUCACCUCUUUGUUGUAACAUACUAGGGAUGGGCGAUAAAUUAUUGUUUACAAAUAUUGUCAGAAAAAUCCUCCAUGAGAAAUAUUUGCCAUCUCAUGAUAAAUACAAGUUGAUGACGUAAGCGAGUUCGACGGACACGCAGCCAUAGCCCACACAGAGCAGAAUAACAAACAAACAUGGCCGAAGGUAAUGAAGAAGUUUCUGAGCAGCUGGUUACUGAACGAGGCUCCACAAGAGUUUUUCCUUCAUGGUUGGCACUUAGAUGAGCGCAAUCAGGUAUACCUGACAUCGGACAGUGGAUCUGCUGCUGUUAACUCUUCGCAAUAAGAGUUUUUAACACAUGUUGAAAAUGUUUCACAUUUGAGACUUGUUUGAUGUCAUUAGUUUUCUCCAUAGCCUACCACUUUAAACUUGUGGUUAGGUAUCUUAUUUGACUAUUUCAAUGGGUGUUCUCAAGACAAAAUAAGUCAAAAAUAUAGAUUGUAAUUAUCAUUUUUUUUAUCGGGACUUUUAUCAUUAUCACUAGAAUGGCAAAUCUUGUCAUGAUAAUUUUUUUAGCCCAUAUCGCCCACCCCUGUAACAUACCCUCAUCAGGUAAUUGAUGCUUUUCUAGUGUCAGUAUUUCUCAUCUCUUGACUGUUCAAAUGACGUUAUGGACAUUUAAAGCUGCUGUGAGGUCUGUGACGGUUUUGGCGCCCCCUGUGGACAAACUGAUAUCUCUUAUUUGAAAGUAGUGUUUUCAGGCCAAAACCACACCCUGUUGUCUUUCAACCAUGGAAUGUGUCACUCAGUGUGGGUAUUUGCCACAGAAAAGGUCAAACAAAGCUGUUUCUUCAGCCUGCUGUCAAUCAACUGGUCUGAAACCUACCUCCUCACAGCUGCUUCAGGCAUCAAAAAUUGCAACUGGAUAUAUAUAUUUUUUUAGCAUAAUGCUAAUGGCCCUGUUUGCUUCUGGUGAUUAUGAAAAGGCAUCAGUAACAGUUCCAACCCAUUUCUCACCUGGCUAAAACUACUUAUAGUGCCUUUAAAGGUCCCAUGGCAUGCCGAUUUCACACACUUAAAAUAGUCCCCUGGUGUGUAAGCAUGUCUGUGACGUCCUUCGGUCAAAAUUCGAUUUGGAUCAAUUAUUUUAGUGCUCUUUUUAUCAGCUAAAAACAGCUCCGCUCAAAAUCCUCCGUUUUGGGCCAUGUCUCUUUAAUGAAAUGAGCUGUACCUAAGCCACGUCCACUUUACACCCAUCUCUCUGGAAGGGGCUGUGGCUGUGCUCCGAUAGCCAUGUGCUAAUGUUUACACUGGCUCGGUCAUGGCUGCAAGAGGAUUGCUCGUACAACCCUACCAGUUUGAGCAAGAGUCUGACCCAGAGGGAGAGGCUCCGGAAGAAACUCUCAGCCGCGUUCAGACCAAACGCGACAUGAAGCGACCCAGCCGGGACGUCCCGUAUUUGAGCCAAAAGAGGCGCGUCCCCGCACGGGUAAAUGCUAAAGCUACAUGCUGCUCCGGAAGGGGAUUUUGUCCCCCGCCGCCGGAGUUGUCGGGGAAGAAGCGAGCGGCUAAAAUACGGGAGGAUCCGGUAAACCGGCGCGGAUCCGGUGUGUUUAUCAAAGCGUGGUGGCCGUGCUGAGGCACCGGGGGGAAUUUAGGCUAAACAGUAAGUCAAAAUAAAACGUUCACACUUACAGAUGCCACGUUUGUAGUAGGAUCACGGAUAGUUAGUCGGAUUCAUUCUUUAUCCUCAGACAUCUAGCAAAUCCAGCGUUGAACUGUCCCUCGUUGAUAAAACAGUCCUAAGUGAAAUGGUACACACAUACGUACAGAUAUUUUGGAAGUGCCGCGGGUACAUUCCCAUUAUAAAUAAAAUCCACCCAUAGAGUCCUCAAAUCCUCCUACGAGGGAGUUUUCAAAAGAGUUUUGUGCUCGUUUGUGCAGCCAACAACAGAGCAAACGCUGCCUCUUUUUCAGAUCGUACUUCCGCCAUGGUUCCAACCGGAGUAAUGCGAGAGGGCGGCCUGGAAUAAUGGCGGUGUUUUGAUAAUUUUUUGGGCAGGGCAGUGGGCGGCUCCAUGGGCAGUACCAUCAACCCGCCAGCACUGACAUGACGUCAUGUCAGUGGAGUUUUCAGAACGGUUUUGAGCACACAGUUCCUAAAUACGGAGAUAACUAAAAAACGACUGGAUGGAAUUUUUUCGAACUUGGGGGGAUUGUAGCGGUUUUCUAUCCCUGAUAUGCACCCCCCUCCCGUUAACAAAGUCAGUUUUUCAUGCCAUGGCCCCUUUCAGCAGAAAAUAACAUAUAAGUGGCUAAGUGUGACAGAAGAAUACCUUCAAAAAGACUCAAGCCAACAGUUGGUGCACAUUGCAACCUCAUUGGAAGUUUUUGAACUGAAAUAACAAAGGUAGGAUCACGACAUCAAAAACUACAUUUCAUUCUAACUAGUAAGAGCACACUGGUUAUAAAACAACACAUUUUACAUUCAUAAUUCACCUUAAGUUGCCAUUGUUCUUGAAAGUUUCUCUUUGAUUCCUUGCCUCACUCCUCAACCCGCUCACUUGUCACCACUGAUCUCCCAGCAUUCCCUGUGACGGGGCUCCCAGCGUGGUGCUCCCUGAGGCUGUUAGGUCAGGGGCAGAAAUAGCAGCAGCCUUGCAGCCUCUCAGUCCCCAGGGAUGCUGACGGCCUCUCUGACCCCGUCCCUGUUCUUAUCACCUGUCUGCCGGGGGCUGUAUUCUCCUGGGGCAAUAGCCACUGGUUAGGAGUCAGUAGAUUACACCUGUAGUCUGGCUGCUAUCAUUAGAGGAAUGACUCAACCCCUCAGCAUGGAAGAGGAUGGAGGGCGGUUUGAGAGCUCCAUAAUGGGUUUAGAUGGGGACAGCUUGGCUGCGUUCGAUGAGAAUGAACGCUCUGACACAAUUUGAUGGAGUUAUGUAAUCAUGCUUCAGCUUCUGAGGAUGGUGGUUCACCUGGACUGUCUUCUGAGGUGUAGCUUUUUAUCUUCACAUCUUCACAAUUAAUUGGGCUCCAGUUCAGAAACACAAACCGGUUGUGAAUAAGCAGGAAUCUUUGUUCUUUACCUUUCCUCUGCCUUGAACAAUGAACUCCUGUAUAAUUAAGCUUUCUUUUACGCCACUUUGGCAGGCUUCUGUGUGUGCUAGAGAUUUGUUUUGGCUCAUUUCCAGAGAGUCUGUACUGUAAAUAAAUACCCUGUAUGUUUUUCCAGUAGGCCCUGGCACAAGCUUGCAUGCACUGCCUUUAACUCACCUGAUGGGAUCACUGCUGCUAAUUUGGUUUAAUGAUAAAAGCGUGUUUUCUUUUCCAUGGCAGUCACACAAAUGUACAAUAACCUACUUUCAAGGGAGGGACAUUAUUUGAACCGGUAGCUUGGUACUUAUCAGUCAGGUUAGCAGGCCCCAGUGGUGCUGCCAGCAUUGUGAAUAAAACAAUGAACUUACAGAGACUUGAGUGUGGGAGACUGGGAGUGAGAAUAAAUCAUGAUCGCAUAUUUCCGUUGCCUACACUCCUGUCUUGAGCAGGGGAAUAAACUACAGUCAUGCAUACAUUAUCUCUUGCACCCAUAUAUAUAUAUAUAUAUUUAUGCCCUCACACUUGCUGCUGCAGCAUACACUAUGCAUACACUGUCGUUAACUUUUGAGCAUGCACACAGUGCUCAGGCUAUGAAGCGUGCAACUCUGUUGGACUUUUUAAGUGCUGCGAGUCGUUUGGGAUUCAUCCAGUGAAAUGGAAUCAGUGGGUUUGUCACGCCAGUCCAUAUGCUCUGAGUGAAGCAGGAAAGUACUUCAGUGAGCUAUUCAGGUAGGCAAGGAGUCCAGCUGGUUAGCCCCCUAUUAUACCCUCUGGAGUGUAGGGCCACUCAGAUGCUCCUUAAGGAAGAUGGAGCAAAAUGACAGACAGUGAACCCAGCUGUUCUGAUUCAGGCUUUUGACUGAGGGGGCGGUUUUCUCUGCUUGUGAAUCUGGAUCUCUGAGGAGCCUGAGAUGUCUUGUAAGAAAUAAUUUUCCCAACUUCUUCGGAUCUAAUUAAUUCAUAAUAACUUUGACCUAUACAAGUUGUGAUACAUGAGUGCCACUAACUUUAAAGCUGUAUGUGAGCACUUGCUUUCCUGACUCUGGGAAAUAGCUCUCAGCCUUUAGGAGUUUGACAUAUCAGCGUAUACAAAAUGAGGUAAGGGGAUAUUUCCACUUUCUAACCUGAUGCGGCAAAGUGUGUAUGUGCGUAUUAAUCGCGUUUGUCAGCUCGUGUGAGUGUGUGAAAAGUUGAGACAGUGGGAGAGGAAGCCUGGAGCUCACCCAGCUUACAUAGGUGUCAGACCUCACAGCUUCAGAACAAGUGCUGACAGUACUACACACUGAUCUUAUUGUGUGAACUGCACACAGUACAGCUGAGGGUGCAGUCUGAGACCCAGAUCUGGUGAUUGAUAGCUGCAAACAUUUGAGAAACUAUUCAAUAGCACAAAGCAGUUUUGUUAAGCACCAUGCUGAAAAUUGUUAUGAUUUUAAAAUGAAACAAUUACUUAAUGUCAGCAAAGCAGAAGAGACGUGUGCUGUGCUCAGAGAUCCUAGUGGUUUUGUUUGUAGGGGUCCAAUCUAUCGGUUCAAUAACAGCUAACUUUAGAAUAGCUUCAUAUCUUAGGUUUCAGGCUACAUGAAUAAACCAAUAGACCUCUAGUGUAAGAAAACAGUGUGAUAUCUUUUGGUGGGCAGGUCUUAGCCGGAGGCUAAACAGUACUGUAGAAACAUCAACCAGCUCUACCUAGCAUGCUGUUUUUGACAAUGGCGAGGUCAUUUAGUGUCUGGAGCUGAGAGUGCUACUUUAACAUGUUAACCUUGACAGACAAGCACACUGGCCAAACAGUGAGCUCAUUGAAUGGAUAAUUGGACAGCACUGCCAAAGGGUAAUGGCCAAACAUUUACACACACCUGUAAGUAAAAACCAAGUGUGUAAAGACAAGCUAUGGGUGCAGAAAUUAUGAGAUGACUCAAUGCUUAUGGUUACUACUACUACGACUGUAGUAAGGAAGCUAACUCUUACAGUCCAUGUGCCAAAGAUGCUACAGAGAAAUCCCAUAUUUCUCCCAAUGCCUCCCUAAUUUUUGAUUCGAUGGUGAUAAUAACUUUGAACAAACAUAAUGUCAUCCACACAACUGUAAAUGUGUACUUUCUUAGAUUUCACUUUACUUGCAAGCAUUUUUGUCAUCCGUUUAUCUUAUUGCAAUAAAAGUCAUCUUCAUCCUUGUUUAUGAACAGUGUCAGCUGGUAGAGGUAGAAUAUCACAUUUGAGAUAUCACAUAUUUUAUUCAUUUCUGGUACCAAACAAAACAAGAAGAUAACAUUUUGAGCCCCCUUUUUCGCCACUGCCCUAUGGUGGGAACAUGUGUCCGCCUCCAUGUGUGUCCGCCUGCCGUCAAUACUGUGACAUCACAAUGAAAUUGGCCUGAUGGCCUGUAUUGAUUAAUUUGGUUUGUGCUCUGGUUAUCCUAGCUGAAGCUGUUUUCGUAGCAGUGUGCCAAAUGUUAAAUUUUCUAUCCUGCAACAUUAACAAUCUAACUCAAUAGAUAAUACCGAUUAGUGCCUAAUUUUAGCCUUAACUGGUUGUUUGAACUCUAGCAUUAUAGACUUUAGCUUGAAAAGGUCGAGUUGAACAUACAAAUACUAUACUAAUUUGUUUUGUUUGUUUCUUGCAGCUCAUCACCAAGGCUCGUCAAGUGGUGAACGAGGCUCUGGACCAAUCCGGUGCCAGCGAUGUCGAGAAGUAUGCAAAGGAGAGGUGGUCAGAGUCCAAGAAACCCAUUUUCACGUCAAGUGUUUCACCUGCACCGGUAAGACCUGAAAACUGGAUCCGUACUACACAAUACAGCAGGUGUAGGGACAAACAAACAGCCAAAGUUGUUUUGCGAAGUCUCAGGGUGUAAGUGGUCCAUGUCACAACAGUUUUAAAGUUAAACAAGGUAGGACUUACAGGAGUAGACGUGAGACGAGUCAAUCAUCUUGGCCACUGCACUCAGUACUCUUACCUACACACUCACACACACACCGACUAAUACACACUGUGUCCCCUCCUUCAUCUACCUCAGAGUGCACAUGCUGAGUGCUACUAUUAGCCUACGGAGGGGAUUGGAGCGGAUCAGAGACGGUGCCUUGCAGGGAACUAGGCCCCUGCUAAGGUAGCUUGUUAUUGCACUGCCAACUUGGAGAGGAUUUUCCCUCGGUUGUACGCUGCGGUCUAAUGAGACUAACUCAACCAGCUUUGCCAUGCUACAAGUAAGCACUGCUGACCUGAAAAGAUACAGUAGUGACAUAACCUCUGAUCCUCUUGGAACACAAACAGUGAGGCAUGUGGAUCUGUUUAUGAUAUUUUUGUUUUGUUUGCUUUUAAAGCACUUAGUUGUGUUUUUUUUUUUUUUAUAUUUAAUCUUUGAUACUGCUCAGCUGUCUGUUUAAAGGGACCACAGACUAGCCACAGAUGUAUGACUCAGAAUAUUUGACAAAAUGUGGGUAAUUUAGUCUAAUUAGCUGUAGAUGUAGGAAUUUAUAUAGUCUAAGAGACUGAGAGAAAAAAAAGGGUAAAAUGGCAAAUGUUGUGCUUUAAUAUCUACUAGAAACUGGUUUCGUACAUGAAACCUAAAAGCUUAUGAUCUGUGUAAUGGGAUGUUUUUGUUUAUAGCUUAACCAGAUUACAAAAUCAUCCUCUCCAGAAAAAAAAAGACCCAAAGCUUUUUUAAGCACGAUGGUGACAAGUUAAACUGAGGGCACUUUUGCAGACUGAAAGGGAACCAAAGGGAGCUUAUAAAAUCCAAAUAUCAGUGCAUGUGCAAAUUAAAUCAAAGAAGCAGGGAUUGCUUUUUGUCAUGCUGCUGUACAGCCUAAAGCUAGCCUACUCAGUAAUCUGUUAAUAAAGCCAUCUUUCGUACCGUCAUGAUUUCCUUUGUUCAUUUGCAGAUUACUGUGGAAGAUGCAGCAGAUAGACAGUGCACAACAGUCUCAUUAAUUCCUGUUGAAUUUAGAAAUUAUCAAACACUUUUUAAAAUCAAUUAUCUCUCUCUGUGUACACAAGCAUCAUUACUUAGCAUUUAACCUCAUAUAGUGGUAAUUAAUCCUCAAUAGUCAAGGCAAAAUCACUGACAAUGAAAUGAGCCAUAUCAAGUCAUCCUUAAUAGAGGAGCCCAGCAUGUCUCACCUGUGUCUGUUAAAACUGUGGUAAAUAAUGUUCAUUUUUGUUUGUGUUCUUAAUAGAAAAGCUAAAAAACAUGGAGGAUAUUUUGAUACUGGACCCUGUCCUGUAAUCCUGGCAAUGACAGCAGAGCUGGUAAAAAGUUUGUGAUUGGUGCAAACUAACCUAAACCAUAAGCUUUAGCAGUAAUAUCAACAGUGUUGGAAGUGGGGACAUGUGCCUCAUUCUUAUCAAAUCUGUGUCACCUGCAAGGACAACUGAUUGAGGACAGAAGUCUCCUGCUCACCUUGUCCUUUAUUACGAUUAAUAAAAAUGUUUAGUUUUCUAUAAUUUAUAAAAUAGAAGUAGGCAAAUGUUUUACUGGCAGCUGAAUCAAAAAAUCAUGAUCCACACAAUCAGGGGAAUUGAUCUUUAAAGAUGUUUUCAAAUUAAAAAAUUCUUAAUAUAAUCUUAGAUUCAAUUAUUUGGUGUCAACAGGUGGUAAUGCAAAUGCACCCUGAAUGCAGCAGGGUCUUGCUCACCCUGGUAGGAUUUUAUUACAUAUAACCACCUGUUCACUGCACAGUAUCUCAUACAUAACCCUCCUUAGUGGUCUUACCUGACUCAUGAAAGGGUUUCAGCCCACUGGCUUUACAUGACAUAUUCAAACAUGCUUUUGUUCCAUGAAAAUAUUUGUCUGUUUGUUUCUGUUAAUAUUACGUUUAGAAAUUAUUGGCAUGAGUUUGGUCUUGAUUAAAUUUCCACUGCAAGAGGCAGAAAGCUUUUGUUUAUACUGUAUACUCCAGAGGGCAUGAUUUCUUAUGUAUUUUGAUUUACUUUAUAUUUGAACAAAUCUCUUUAUUAUGAGACAAAUUUCACCCUGUUUAUUCCUGUUUUCACUGUGGACAUCUUCCUAACUUCUGUUUUUUUUUCCAUUGUAUUUCAAUUACAUAGUUAACAUAUUUUGUGCAUUAAGAAAGUGAAAUAUUUCUGCGCCACUUGCAGUUGCUUUUUUUAAACUUGUUUCAGAAAAACUUUUCAUAUCCUGCCCAUUGCCAAAAAAAAUGACUCAGUCUGAUGUACGUUUUUACAGCCCAAACUUUCCCUGGCAACCCUUCAAAGCUGCAUUUUAUAUAAGUCUGGUCUCCAGUUGCUGUUGUCAGGGAAAAGAAGCUGAGUUUGUUGUGUUUGUUGCUGUUUGAGCUGCACAAAUGUCUCUCCAGUAGACAAAUUCACUGAAGGCUAUUCAUUGAAGGCUUGCUGUUGCAUGUUCUAAACAUGUAGCCAUCACACACAUGACAACACAUGUUUACAGUGCACGUAUGCAUGUAUGUACACAUGCACUUGGGCAUACAACCGUGCACAACCAUACAUGUGUGCACGCUCACAGUGGUUGUGAUGGGUUGCUGUGGCAACGGUGUGAAGGGGCACCCAGGCCGUGGUUGGUGGAUAUUCUCAGCAUCUCUAUGGUGCUAUUAACCAAUCAGGAGGCUUUAUUCUGUGCCCCAGAGAAAAAGGGGGGUGAACACAGGAAGCAAGAAGAAAAAAAGAGAGGAAGAGGGGGGAUGGGGUGCUGUUUUUGUGUCGCCUAAACAUUACAUCAUCACUCGAGUGUAAUACCAAUCUGAUCCUCACUUACUCCUCUUCCUUUUCAUUUCCUCUUUCACUCAGAGCGGCAGUACAGUUAAUGGAAAACUGUCAUGGAUGAGCAUCAUGUUAAAUACACCUAUCAGACUGAUCCUCCCUUCUCAUGUUCCAGAGAGCUCUCCAUGUCCCAUGAGGCAGUGGGGCACGCUAUUGUGUUGCCAGACUCUGCCACAUCCCUGCCUAUAAUAUGCUGUCCUGUAAGGGCCUCUGCAUAGCCAGCAGUUUUCUAAAGCUUGUAUUGUUCAUGUGUAACCUGGCUUAAACUCAAACAUGUUGCAUGUUUUUUUCAACUUCACAUACUAUCCUCUGUUGUCUGUGUUUCCAUUCUCUGCUUUAAAUUAGCUCCCCUGUAUAUUUUCAGAGGCUGAAUGGUUUCAGGAUUUAAGUUGUAUUUCUGUUUCUCUUUCUCCUCUUGAUCAUUUCCCUCCGUCUCUUUCUUUCCCCCUUUCUCUCCUGAUGACAGUCACCCAAGCAUGAAAUCAAUUUCUCAUCUGGGACAGGAUGGCAUUGGCAUGCCGGGCGUGCGAUUUGGAGGCUAAUGGCUAAACUGUAUUGUUCCAACACGCCAGAGUGACAAUCCGCCACCAGCAGCCAAUUGCCUUAUCUGCCGAAUAUGUUUAUGAACUCUGACUUGGGCAUAUUUCAACAUUUGAUUGAACUCUUUGCUGGGAAAAUUAGUGCGUGAACCCAGGUUAUUGACCCUGACCAAUGGUAUUUUCUGCGCCUUAGAAUGAUCACUUCCAACGCAAAAACCAUGACAAAAAAUCUUGGUAAUUUCAUCAUUUUUUUCCCUUGAUGCUUUUCUUUUCCCUCGUUAUUUCGGUCUCCUUUUUUUCCUCAAUAGGGCUGAGUCUGCCCCAUGAGGGAAAACAUACAUCCAUACGGUCCUUCACUUUAUCCUACCACAUUUUAUAAACCACAAUACUCUCUGGAAGCUGCCUUAUCAUAAUUCCUCUCUCAUGCAUUAGCCGAAAGAUGAUUGGAUCACUAAUCAUGUGCAUUUAACCUCUAAUCUGAACCUAUUAUACAGCAGCUGAUUAUAGCAUGAAGGAGCAGCCAUGUAAUCAGCCAAAGAAAGAAGUGUGUGGAAAAUGCUGAAGACAGAAGCCGGCUCAAAGAUUGAUGCAUCAACUCCAGACAGAGAGAGGGGAGUGGGUGAAUGUGUGGAUGAUGUGGAUCCUGUAUCACUUUUCUCCAUACUGUAUGGAUGAUGUGGUGUUGUAUUACCAGCAGACGGGCUGACUCGUGCAUACUGGCCUAAUGACAUAGUGACCACAUUUACCCCACUCUGAAGCGUAAUUGGCACUCUUAGAUUCCAACAGAAACAGCGGGGCCUGUCAGUGGCACGAGCACAAGGAUAACACACACAUAAAUCACAUGCAAAGGAGGCUAAAUGUGUUAGUGUUUCCCCAUGUAGCCAACACACAUAAAGGCACAGAAGCGCGGUGCAAAUAUACAAGCGCAGACGGAGACAGAUGCAAACACUCACACAUUCGCACAUAAACUGCCAGGCUGCUCCCAGUAGUUAUUUAUUUUCCUGGACAAAACAGAUUUUCCUCAUAAAACAGCGCUAAAGGGAAUAACAGCUUUACACAGACAGGUCAGACAAAUACUUGACUGCUCUGCUAACGUUUCAUUUCCAGCCGCUGUUCUCACCAGGGCUCUCGGAAAAUCCCUGCUUUUUUGUCUUUUUUUCUCUGCAGGCUUGUUUCAGUCAGUUCAGCCUCCCUUUGGAUGCCAUUAGCCCUAUCACUCAACCUCUGUGCUAAUAACAUCAACUCACUGUAGUGUGCAGCCAUACAGCUCUCUAAGGUUGAGGUCGAGGCGGAGAUACAGACACGAACAGUGAAAGGAGGAAAGACAAAUAGCGCCAGGAAUGAAGGGAAAAACAAAGAAAGGUUAUGAGGAGAAACUGAAAAAGAGACAGCACAGGAAAAAAAAAAAGUGGGGGGUUACUGAGAAAGGGGAGCUUCCUGUAGCUAUAGCAACCACUGGUACGCUGGUCCAAUCACCACGCCAAUGCUUGGUUGCUAGGGAGAGAAUCCGGCAGAGAAGGGAAAGCAGCGGCGCUUUCCCCCAGACGACUCUCCAGGAUCCGGGAUAGAUGACAGGGAUUAUUCCUCCGCGUGUCUCUCCAAAGUGUCACCUUCUAAGGGGAUUUCCAGAGCGACGCCUUGCUUAUUGUCUUAGGGUGUGUGUGUAUCUGUGUGAAAAUUGUGUCUAUGUGUGAACUACACCGAGGUAGAGCUGCUGAAGUGUGCAAGUGCCUAGCUCAGCGAAGGAGUGAUUCCUACACGAUAAAGAGGAUCAUUAAGCAGCUAUUAUGACAGUAUUUGAGGAAAAUACACAGCACUACCACUGUAUGUGCAGACUGAUCUUUAAAGACUGUAUUUAUACUGAUUCUAAGCGCCCAUCUCUGACAGUUUGGUUAUCCCUCUGUGAUCCCGUUUAUGCCUCUUUUCCCCUCAACUGAGCGUCUUAUCAGCCCUUGGAGGGUUAAAAGCUGAAGGCCUCAGCAGCAGGACUGGUCUGCUGGUAUGAAGGGACUCCGCUGGGCAACCAUCUGUCUCCAUCAGCAGCCACAGCCAAAUUCUAAGGGAACCCUGUCACUCAUGCAUGAUUUCUCUCUGCUUUAGCCUUCAGCUGUCCCCUCCUCUUCCCUCGCUCUUUUUCUCUCUUCUCCUGCCCUUUUCCAUAACCGCUUCUCCUUCUGUUUUCUGUUAGGGUUUUUCUUUUGUCGCCACGUUAGCAGUUUUACUUUAGGCCUGGCAAUUUUGGUCAGUGAGUUCAAUCUAAAAUAGCUUUAAAACUAUAAAACCAUAUGGACUGCUCAGUCAUUUGAUGUGCUAAUACUCAUGUUCACCACAGGAUAUAUUCUGCUGGUAGACUCUGAUAUUCAGUGUCUCCAUUGGAUGGAUCACGGUGACACAGAUGCUUUGUUUUUUUAGGUGUGAAAAGCAGGUCAAAGGUUUUUCUUGGUUAUCAAACAUUAUUGAUCCCCUCAUACAACCAUCCUGUUGGAAGUAAGGUAUAGAGGAAUCCAUCUUUGCAAUAAUUUUAGGGCACUGUGCUACAACAAGAACUGUCAGUCAUGUUCCUCAGUGGAUAAAUUAUACAGGUAGACCAUUUCUUCCUCUUCAGCUACUAAGGCACUGAUGUGUUUAGUUUUUAGCUCCUUGCAAAUAGCCUAACACUACGUAGCUGAUUAGAUAGGGUGACCAUACGUCCUCUUUUACCCAGACAUGCCCUGUUUUUGGGGGCUGUCCGGCCCUUUAAAUGUCUGGGGUUUUGUAUGGAAGUUUUGAGUUUGUGUCGCAUGGACUUACUAACAACACUCGAUCCAACCUGAAACACUCUUAAAAUUAGCUUUGUGCGACUCUGUGCCUAGUCCCCACGUAGUUGUGUCCUGGAAUUCAGAAUAUGGUCACCCUAGAUUAGAAAGAAGUUGUUACUGAUAUCCAAUGUCUCUGGAGGAUAGAUCACAAUGACUUGGAUGCUUUGUUUUGGGGUAGAAGUUUUUCUUGGUUGUUUAACAUCAGUGAACCAUUCAUAAAGCCAGAAAUUCAUCUCAGGAACUAUUGAAGGGCCUGUUGUGAUGUCAAAAACCAUGUCCAAUAACCAUUUUCCUGAGAGAAUAGAUUCUCAGUGGACUGAUUGUUAGUUUGCAGCUAUAAAAAACCCAUCUAUGUAAUUAAUUUGACUAAGAUGUAUUAUUAAUAUUCAUUUCCUAUAUAUUUUCCCAUAGUUCCACCCAGUUUUGUUUUUAGAGUAAUUAGGGCCUUUUGACCCCAAACUGCCAAGAAAACCUUUAAAUGCAAAGACAAACUGACUGUCCCCAUAUGAGGACACCACUUUUGCAAAAACCACUUCCUGUACAAAGACAAGUUUAGUUAUUCUACUUAUUUGGUAGCUAUUUGCUACUAAAUAAGUUAUUAUACUUAUUUAGUAGCCAGCUAUUUGGUACUAACUCCAAAUAGCUAGGAGAAAUGGAAAAUGCACACCGAACAAAAGCUUGAGUCUCAGGAGAUUAGGAAAUGACAGUUCCAGCAAUGUGUGCGUUAUAGUGGCUACCUCUAUUUCUAUGCCUUUAUCAACAUAAAUUUGUUUAUGACCUAACUAAAUGACAUUCCCUUUCUCAGAAUUACUCAGUGCUGUUGAAAUUAUACUUGCAUGCAAAUGUGCACAAAAUACCAUCCCUGAGUACGGCCUCACAAAGCUGCUAGUGUGGCUGUAGACUUCUGUUUGCUCCUCUUCCUGUCUUUCCGACCGCCUCCUCUUUCACCCAGUGAUUUGGCAAGACUUGAGAAAACACAUUAUUUACUCUUGAAGUGUUUCCUCCUGUCAGAGGGGCUCUGAUCCAAGGGGACGGGGAGGGCAGAGGAGCCUGGGCCCCACGUUGGGAGCACAGAUGUAGGGGUGAAUAGGUGAUUACAUCCCCUGUUAGAGCUUGAGCCAUAGAUGCCUCUCUCUGCUCAACUUUGUCUGUUUCUUAUAAUUAGAAAAAGACUGGCAUUAGCGUAAUGUGGACAGCAGCAGUAAAACAAUAAAAAUGUGCAGGAGGUUGCUUUGAUGUACUGUACAAAGCAUGUCCAUUUCCUUAAUGGCACGUUAUGAAGGCCUAUCAGUUGCAUAAUGAGCUCAGAGGAGAGCCACAUUAAGAGAAAGGGGAAGGUUGCAGACUUGUGAGAAAAAAGGUGCAAAUUGAGAUGAAGUGGAGACCUUGUGCCCAGAGCCACAAAGAUUUGGAAGCUGUCUUGAAACGAAAAGACAGAGAAAGAGAAGGGGAGGAGGCAGGGGGUGGUGUCUGCACUAUUUCGGGGUUCCGGCCCAGGCCGACUUUGAGAAGGGAAUUUUAAUUGCGUCUGUUGGCUGGAGAUAAAUACCUAAUCAUGCAGACCCCCUGUGGGUGCCUAAUCAGUGCUGUUCUAAUGACCACAGCUGCAGAGACUUGCACAUGCUAACCUCCAAUCACUGGACUUAUGAUCUUUUGAUGCAAACUUCUUGGGUUGCCAAAAAGGAUAAAUAUGAAUGAGAGAAGAGGCAUCUUCUGGUAACCCUCAUUAGAGCCCAAUUCACAGAAAAGAUCAUGAAAUGAGCAAAUAGAUGAAAGAAAGUCUUGGGUUUAGUUUAGCCUUGCAAAGCUGAUUAUGUUGGUUUAGCAAAUUGACAGUAAAUCGGACUAUGUCACUAUGAUAUAAUAUGGAGUAACUGCAUUUUAAAAAUAGGCACUAUAUGUACUAAAAAAUGAUUUUACUUCUAAUUUGAUACAACAGACUUUAACCCUUCAAAGACAUUAAAACAGACCACUGCUGUUUUUAUGGGUGUCCACAGCAUGUGGUACCGGUUUGAGGUUGUUACCAAAGCCUAUCUGCUCAGAGUCAAACUAAACCAUGCAGCAGCAGACACACCAAACUGUGACCCAGCUCCACCCACUUUACAUCUGACUGCAAAAUGUGGAGGGAAUAGGUUGGUUACAGCUGAAAGGGAAAAUUAAAGAGUUGAGCUCACACUUGCAAGGAAUCUGCAAAAGGGGGUACUUUAUAGGAAUUAACCUUUAUUUUAAAGACCUAAUAGUUGUUUUUUUGUCUGCACAUGCAUUGAUGGUGCAUAUAACAUUAGCUGUAUCCCCUUAAACUUAACACAUUACAGUGCAUGAUAGCAUACUGCGCUGUGAGAUUAUAUUUUCUUUAUACUUAAGAGGCUGUCACUAGCUUCAAGGAUAAAUUAAUCAUUCACUGUUGUAAACUUUCUGAAUUUGGUGCAAAUUAUGACUGAGCCUAUAGGGUGGCAAACAUCUUUGCCGUCAGAGCAGAUUUGAGACUGGUUUCAAGUCACGGUUUCUUCACAGAUAACAUUUUGUUUUUAGAGCUGCCAGUUCACUCACCAAAGAAAACAAAGUGCCACCAGCAACACCACAUCACUCAGUCUGGGGACCUGGCUGUCUCUAGGGCAACCGUGGAAGGUUUACGUCUCCUAUGGCAACUGAGGAAGGGGGACGUCCUUUACGAUGAAUCUAACCAAUCGUCCAGUCUGAAGAAAACAAUAUGAUUAGCUGGAACAGGUGAACCAUCCAGCCAGCCUGUCCAAUCCAAUUCGAGCAGAGCCAGUCUGCCUGCUGUGAUUUGGUCAGGAGUCUGUAUACUAAUGAGGUGCAUUAGGCUAAUUGAGCAGAUUCCAGUAAUUUGAAAAUCAAUCUGGGUGCAGAUUGAAAAGUAAGUCAUUUUGAAAAAGACAGUGACAGAGUGGAGUGGGGGAAAGGGUGGAAGAAAAAAGGAGAGAGAAAAUUAUAGAGCAGGUUUUUAGUUUUUUGGAGAGUUGAUUCAUUUUUAUCAAAUACGUGCACUUAUUUGUGUUUUGUUUUCUUUGCAGAAGGCUGAGUAAAUGUGGAAAUAUUUACUCUUUCAUUUUGCCUUUCCAUGAAGGCAUCAGAUAGCCUGUGAUUUGGGUUUCUGGUCAGGGUUAGUCUGGUUUUUAAGGAAGCAGGGACACUUUUUGAUGCUGUGUGCCAUUGUGCAGCGGUUCUGGAAAUGUGGUCUGCACAUGCACAUGUACUCACACAUACAUGCACACACAUUUUUAUCAAACAUAUAUUUUUAAGUCUUAGCUAUGAUUCUCCCAUCAUGCAUCUUCCCGUCCUGUGCACUUUUGCAGCUGCCGUGAUGCCAAUGAUCUGUCGCAAUGAUAAAGAUCCAUCAUCACAUCUCAGCAUACAUACUGUCCCAUUUCAUAAACUCAACUCUGAACACACACUCUCACACACACACUCACACACACACAGUGCCAUCUCAUCGGGGAUGGAUUUAUGUGUUUCCAUCCUCCUGUGGGAGCUGAGAUUGUUUUGUUUUUAAGUGAGGGCCCAUUGAUCUUUUAUUACACCAUUAAGUCAAUACGCUGCACUCAUAAACAGCUUGAGAUUAAAUGAGCCCCUUUGAAGGGUUUAUGUGUGUGUGUGUGUGUGUGUGUGUGUGUGUGUGUGUGUGUGUGUGUGUGUGUGUGUGUGUCUGUGAACCCUCAGUCUGCCAGAAGCCACUGAAAACCAGUGGCUCUAAGGAGACAAAUAGCAGCAACUUCAGACUGUAUAGCAUGGCUUGGAUGAAGCCAUUAAUCAACAGAAAGAUGCUAUUGGAGGUGCCUUGUCCCACCACAAGCAAAAUGAUGUUUUUUAUGACAGAAAUUUUGAUUGUUUUAUUUACUUGGUUUACUCAUUGUAGAAAAAAAUGUGUUGUAAGCAGUUUUUUUUUUAGCAUUGCUUGUCAUUCUUAAUAUUUUUGGGGUCGUUACAGGCUGUGAUUUUAUCAUAAAUCAUGUUUCCAAUAUUACAUGCUGAGAUUAGGGUCAAUCUUUAUUUAUAUAGCAUCAUUUCACUACAAGUUUUAUCUCAAGACACUUGACAGAAAGACCAUAUUUAAUCUACAUAGACCCAAUGUAAAGGUGGGAUAAGAUUGAUCCACAUUUAGUGAGAUCAGACCCACUCCCAUCCUGUCUUCAACUGCAUGAGUGUGACACUUUGCAGCAUUUAGAGAGUUACAGUGAAGAGGAAAAACUUCCUUUCAACGCCAGUGUAUUAGGUUCAGAGAGGGGAUAGAGGGAGAUACAGAAAGAGAGAGAUGGAGGUUGAUGCACAUAGACAGAAGGAGGAUGGAGAAUCAGUACUAUCAGGUAAUCUGCUUGUUUCAGCAAAAAAGACUACAAGUUUUGUUUACUAUUUUUAAAGCUUUGCAUUUGACAUUAUACAGUAGUUCGGCUUAAACUAGCUUAGAUAUACUGCUCUAAAAAAUUUGGAUUUUGAGACCCACAAAUAGCCUCAUCUUGAAUGACAUUUGAUAUUGAAAGCUUUAUGAGGUACUUUUUUAUUCUAAUGUAACAGACUGAAAUUAAUAUUUAGGUCUUUUUAUAUCAUCUAAAAGUAAGGAAGACUAUCAGCAACAUAAUUGAUGAAUUUAAUAAUGUGAUUUUUAAUGCCCAAGGAGGUAGCUGUCAGCAGAGCAGCUGAAGAAACAGCCCAUUUAAUAUUCAACAUAAAAUAUUCACAAUAAGUAAUACAUUUUACUGUCAGAGGUCAGCAGGAUGAGAUGUGGUAUAAGAAGACACACCAUGAUUAUGUAUAGGACACGAUAAGCAAAGACUGCUUUGUCCACAGGGGGAACCAUUAUUUACACAAUCUGAAAGUUUCCCAUGGGAGCUUUAAAUCAGCUUCAAGGCUCAUUAUGCUUUCCUUACAUGUUAAAAAAAAUUCAGACAUUUAAAACAAAAAAAUCUGUCACUACCCACAUACUUCUGCACUUCUGCUUUGCCGGUAUUAAUCUGACUUUCAAGUUCCCACCUAUUUGUCUCCAAACUGCUCUGUUGUUGUCGUAGUUACCUGUGCUCAAGCAGGGAGGCAUCAUAUUAACCACAUUUUUAUGGUUUAAUCUAAAUGUCUGUCCCCUUUCCAAGGUGUCCUUCCUCUUUGUUUCUGUCUCAAAUGGUUAGCUUUACUGCUCAACACUGCCCUCAUGAUUUCUAGCAGUAUUGCAACAUUUAAGCCUCUCUUACCAUUUCUAAGAGCCAUGCUAGCUGUUCCUGUUGUGUUUCCAGUUUUGAUGCGCUCAUGUGUCCAAGCCAUUAAGCCAUUACGGGGUGUAACUUUGUUCUAUAACUGUAGCUGCAGGAGUAUAGAGGCAGUGGAUUCGCCAUCGGAUUGAAGUCAUACUGUCAGAAGGUCUUAAGGGGAUAUUCCAGCAUCAAAUUAAUUUAGGGUCAAACACACUAUGACCCGCUUGCCUCUACUUCUUCUUCUACUAACAUAAGUAACAACUGCACAAUAGCAAUACACAGCGGUCUACGUCUCCACGCGCAAACCUCAACCAAAACGCCACUCUGUAGCCACAAAUAAUGCUCAGAACAGCACCUAACUUCAUCAACAGUACAUAUAGGGUCCCAGCCAUAGUACUAGCCACCAAAUAUCUUUUUCACUUUGCCGGAUUUCUUUAGCAAAGAGGCUAAACACAACUCACCUACUCUCUUCCAGCAGCUGCUUGUUUGUUGCAAGACCUCGACCAGUCCAUCAUCGACUGCAGUGGGGUAACGCAGCUCAAGGAAGAACAUUUAUGAUAUUUCUUCAUGGAAAUAAAAUCAAAACCGAGACGCUAAGGCAGAAGAACUACCGUGUCUGCAGUGCAAAAUGAUUAAUAUGAUGAUUAUUACUUCAAGGAAAUGAUAAAGAAAUGAUCAUUAAUUACUUUAAAUAUCUCUUUAAGAAAUUCUGACGUUUCUUUUGUAUGCCGCUUUGGAUAGAAUGCUGCUAAAUGACAUUGUAACAUUGUAAGUUUCUUAAAGUAGACUUAAAAAAAAAAGGUUUGGUAAACUGCAGCCUUCAAAAGCCAUGUGUUUGUUAUAGGUCACAGAAUAUUUUCCAGCUACAAUAGCUGUCAUCUCUUCCUUUUGGUAAACCACAAAGUCUGGGAGAAACCAGAGACCAGCAACCACACUGACUGCUGAUCUGUGAAAACACCUCCUAGCUAUACUGUUACACCCACUGGAAUUCUCCUGGUUACAUUGCACAGUGCUGUUGCACAGAUUGUCUGUGCAGAACAAUCUGACACACACCGACACAAAAUCUGAGCAUUCACCUUGUGCAUACACAGCAAAUGAUUUCCGUCUCUUUUCCAUUGGUAUUUAAUAAGUCUGUUGUCGAUUUUCUGAUGAUGCUGGGAACUUGCGGUGUGUUUUUUUUUGGUCUCCGUUUUCACAUUGUUGAGCACAGAAUGACUUUUCCUCUGAUUAUAUCAUUAUAUUCCCAUCAAAACAAAUUGGCUUACCACUGUCUGGAGCUGAAUAACUUCCUUAGCAGUCAUGCGUGAAGACAUACACUCACACAUACACACAAACAAGCACAUGUGCACACAUAAACAGAUAUAAUAGACCGGAAAAAAACCCAAACAGAGCGAAACAGAAAAGCAGUCCUUUCUGGCUCGCUUGUUAUUUGAUUUCAUUUUAGCAAUAAUGUCAGAAAAUAGAAACCACAGUAUUAUUUUAGAGAAUUGAGACCAAAAUGUGGCAAAUGCAGUCUGCAAGUUGUACUACAUGAAGUUCUGCUUGUGUGUCCAGGUCUCUCACAACUUGUCUCUUGUCCUUUUCUCAGUGUGUAACUGUGAUCUGGCACGAUCCGGCUUCUUCCAGAAGAAGGGUGAAUACAUCUGUACAGCAGACUAUCAGCGUCUGUACGGGACACGCUGUGACCGCUGUGACACGUUCAUCACAGGAGAGGUGGUCUCUGCUCUGGGACGCACGUACCACCCCAAGUGCUUUGUCUGCAGUGUUUGCUGGUAAAUAUGAGCACACAAACGCAUACAUUCAAUCCUUAUUGUGUGACAUUUCAGCACUGAGUGUCAAAGACUGUAGCAGUAACAUUAUUGUAUUUGAGAUUAAACGUUAAAAUUAAGUACAAAAUCAAGCAAGGACUUUGUGCUUUAGUCAACUGGACAAUGAAACACUGUCGCCCUCACUAGUCAGCACCAAAAUUACUACGUUCAUUUUAUUAUUUUAUUCCAGAAAUCCCUGCAGUAUGUUGUGUCAAAGCUAUAGCGCAGCCACCAACCACUAGCUGGAGCUGACACUGUAAUACUAUAGCUCUCCACUUGGAUGUAAACAAACAAAAAUGGUAGAUGACAUCUUGUGCAGCCCAGUCAGCAGUGUUUUGGUCUGAACAUUUUUAAAUUAAGUUAAAUCUAGGUUGUGUUUGGUUAAAAUGGUGUAUGGCUACUCGACCAGAGCAGUGCACAACCAGUCCAGGCAUGUGUAUGUCAACCUGUAAAGUGGAAGGCUGGUGGUGCUAGCUCUACUGGCAUUAUUCAAACUCUGCAAACCAAUUUGACAUCAUUUACCCUGAGAGUGUCUCGGCAGAUUUUCUUACCUUAAGUCUGUUAGUCAGAGUUAUCAUUUUUAUGUAGGGACCCAAAUGGCCUACUCACAUGUAGGGGUCGAAGCCCUCCAUUUAAAACUAUAGUCCUUGUUGUGGCAGUCGCUGGUUUGAUGCCUGACCAAGACCCUUGCAUGUCUCCUUCUACUCUUAUCCCCUGUUUCGCUUUAGCAGCCCAAACCAAAUAAAGGCAAACAUUCCCAAAAAUAUAACUUUAAAAAGCCAAUAAAUUUCUAUAUCAGGAACUUAGUUGCAUGGGAACAUCCUGAGCUUUGCUUAGGGCCCCAACUGACCCUGAUGGAUUAUGUGUGGCUCUUAAGCCUCUUUUUACUCCCCAGUGUAAAUCAUUAUCUUGUAUCGUCUGUUUAUUUAUUUUUUUAAUCUACAACAUUACAAACCGUUAAAGGUAUUGCUAAUUAUUCUGCAUAAGUUAAACUUGAUCAUCUUCCCUGAGUACCAAGUUUCUCUGCUCAUGAGUCAUGAUUUGAUGGCACGACUAGAAGAUCAAUAUGUUUGCCACAGUAGUGACUCUCUGUUCAGCAUGACUUUGGUUCAACACCAACUUCUAAAGAAAACUCCUCAGCUACCAAAAACUCCACCAUGUUCACCUGCUAGUCUUGAACUUUGUCAUGAACUGUUUGGAGCUUGGCAGCUGGACAAGCAUGAGCUUACCAGAGAUUUUUGCUGGGAAGAGCAACCUGCUGGAAACAGGGUUUUGAAAAGUGAACUGGCACAUAAUACUGAACGUCCGACCAAAUGACUGAGAAGCUUUGCUGAAGUGAGAGGAGCUACAUGUGGAUGAUAUCUCCUUUGUGUUUGUCUGUAUUUAAUAGUUUGGAAAAUGUCAUGUAUGACUCUAACCAUCUUAAUCUGUGUUAAUUUUUGAAGACGCACAAAAGUUUCAAUUCAGCAUUAAAAGAGGUCUGUGAAAAGAAAACUAUGAAAAAAUAGCCUUUUAAAUGAGAGAAUGCAAAAACAGCAAUCAACAGUGGAGUCUCAUGACUGAAUGGGAGGCACAAAUGAUUUCUUUCUUUGCAAUGAGUCACUGAUUUUUGCCCCAUGAACACACAGUCCCUUUGAAAUGAUGCUGCAAAAGUUAAGUCUUCAAAAUAAGAAAUUCAAAAAGGUGAUUCAUUCCUGAAAAGUGGGUGUAGUAACGACAGAUCUACAGCCCAUGAGUCAGUAUUUUCAGAGCCCCUGAAUGUCAAUAAAUGUCUGAUUAAGGUUCAAGCAGCCUGUCGUUUUCCUCAGUCGAGGCACGAAUCCAAAAGAAAGCUGACCCGGUGUUUCAUUCUCUUUGGUUUUUGUAAAAGUAGGCCAUCUCUCUCCUGACCGCCAUCACUUUUAAUGUUAAGCUCCUCCUGACUGAAUUGAGCGUCAGCAUCCCCUGUUAGCUCCCUUAUCUCUUUUAUUUCACCAUUUUUGUCUCCUCUUUGGCUUUUGUGCUGUGUUUUCAGGAGCAAACAUCUUCGUUUUCCUCUUCUCUUCCUACUCCCUUUUUAUUUGAUCUUUUUUGACUUGAUAUUAGGUUUAAACGAGAGCGUAUGUUUCCUCAUGGAAGAGAGUCGUGUUUGUCUAUUUUGUUAUGUGGCUGAUAAACCCGCUGUCAGACCGAGCAGCCGAGGGGCAAAAAAAAAACUAAAACAACACCAACUGGCCGGAGACAGCCAGUGGAGCAGUCCUGGCAGUGAUAGGGAUGUGUGUGUGUGUAUUUGUGUGUGUAUUUGUGUAUGUGUGACAGUGUAUGAGGAGUCAACCAGAAGAGACAGCAAGAAGCCGAAGGGUGAAUCUCUUCUCUCCUGCUCCGUCUGCCCUCUGUCACAUUGCUUACAGUCUUUUCUUUUACCUCCUCUAUUCCUCUCCUCCUGUCUAUCUCCUCCACCCCCCUCUCCUCCUCCUCCUCUGUCUUCUUCCUCUCAUCAUUAUCAUUACCGUCAUCAUCCUCCUUUCCUCUCUUAAUCAUCAUUCGCAUCACAUCAUCCUUCUUCACGUCUUCAUCAUUGUCUGUCUUUCUCUUGUCAUCCUAAUGAAGGCAGAUUGCAACUUUCCAAGGCGGAUUUAAAAAAGAAGGAACAGCGGUGAUCAAAGCCUGAGGGCGCACCACUAAAGCCUGAAAUAGCUUUCACUUCUGUGGCCAGUUUUUUACCAAAAAAAAAAAGAGGAGGAAAAAAAAACAUGCAUUAAAUAUGUAAACAUAGCUAAAUUUUUAAAGGGCUGAGAAAGGCUGACAAGGCAAGAGUGUCUUAAGGGAAGAGAGAGCAACACACAGGUAAAGACAAGGUCAAACUAACGUACUCGUCUACAGCAUUUCCUGUGCUUAAAAUGUGCCAUAUUCUGGAGAAGCUUUGGUUAUACAUGUGAAAGAUUUAUCUCGUCAUGCCUGCAAGUGGACACAGAUACAAACCUCAUAAACAAGCUCCACUUGUUAAAUGAAACCUCUCUGGUUUUCUAUGUUUUAUUUUUAGUAUUUACUGUGUUUUGAUAUAAACCGUAGUUUGCAUAAUUGAAAAGGUGAAAUGUCUUUGCUGGCUCAUUUUUCUUGCACACUUAUCUGUCCUUUCUGUUUUAUUGAUUGACUUAGUCUCCUUUAAAUAAUAUAAAAGCACAAAGGGACAAACCUAGAAUACUGUCUGUGCUGCUUCCCUCCGCAUUCACACGCAUCCAGGCAGAUACACUUGCAAAGUUCUCCUACAAGUUUUCCUACACGUUCUCCCAGCCCCCCCCAGAAGCUCACUUUCCAAGGCUCACAACCUCCACAGUUGUGUGAAUAAAAAGUACAAACAUCUCUUCUGCUUAGGUUGAUGCAUCUGAGAGUGUACAUGGAUGCUCUGCACUCCUGUGUGCUGACUGUGAGCUCUGCUGGAGACUCUAGCCUCCCUCUGGGUCUUGGCUCCGGCUCCAGGCCUCGGUGGGGGAGUAAACGGAUUACUGCCGUCUAUGUCUCUUUAAACAGCCUUCCCUAAGCCUUUUAGCUUCCCAUUCACUCUCACAUCCUCCUCAGUCAUAAAAAUCAAUCCGACUCUUUGAAAAAAUACUACUGAAGAGAGAAGAGACAAAACGAUGGCAAUAUGAUAUAAUUUAAUUUGGAAGCUGUCUGCUGUCUUGUGCCCAGCCUGUCAGCAUGAGUGUCAAACACAGACAGCAUAUAAAGCAGUAGACACCGUGGGUUUGUGGACUGCUGUUCUGGGAGCCUCAUAUUUGGGACACUGGGAUUGUUGCCAUACUGUUUUUUUGGAGCCAAAAGUGGCCAUUCGAGAUGUAGCAACAUGCUCAACCUACAGUCAUUGCUCAGUUAAUGAUUUCUUUUUUUGAGGACUUGAAUAAAGGUCAGAUAAUGAAUAACUAUGUCAUAAAUAUACAGAUUACUGCACAUUUGUUCUUGUGGGAUGGAGUCACGGAGUCGCACAUAGUAAAUUUUGAGAGUUUUUCAAGUCGGGUCAAGUGUUUUUUAACGUGCUUCUAACUCAGUAAGUCCAUGCGACACAAACUCAAAACUUCUAUACAAAACCAUGGACAUUUGAAGGAUUUUAUUAACUCCCCCGGACAAGACAGGCCAGACAGCCCCCCCAAAAAAGGUCAUGUCUGGGUAAAAGAGGACAUGUCAGGGUAAAAGAGGACGUAUGGUCACCCUAGUCUAAUCCCUUUUUUUAACUUUGUGUUUUUCUGCUGUUAAAGUCACUAAAAUAUAUUUUUCUUAGUAGAGAAUUCACCCUGAAAAAACACCAUAAAAUUUAUUUCGAAGUUUGAAUGAGUAUUUCAAAAAAGUAUCUAAAUAGACAAACGCAGUUCUUGUUCUUGACAUUAAAAUACAGGAAGCUUUUCAGAUACUCAAGGCCUUAUUCACAAAGGCAGGCUUGCAGCUGUUGUAGCACCAAGAAUUUAGCAUCCUCUGCCCUCGCUCUCUGCUCCCUCUCAAGGUCUAUUUCACAAAGGAAAUGCACUAGUAAUAUUCAAGUGUAAAAAUUGCCCAUAAGGUUUAGCAGCUCUUUGAACUGCAAGCAUCUCUUCCCUACUGCACAGAGCUUUGCAGUGAGCUUUCACCCUGAUAGUGCUUUAUUCCAUCCAUAUAUAUGAUGAGUUACAUUAAGAUGGACAGUCCUGACCUGUUUCAUGUGAAGUCAGUUCUUUAUAAAUGUGACACAAGUUUCAUAAUUCAUAUCAAGUGAGCAAAACAAAAGCAGCUUGUUAAGGUGAAAAAAUGAAUGAAUUAAAGAAUCACUCUGAUGUGCGUUUUUGUGGAGAAUUCAACCCUUUGCCUGAGCUUUGUGAAUUAGAUAACACAUUUUUGGUUCACUUGCACAGGUUGUCUCUUAUCCAUCUUACGGUGUAGGAGAAGCGGGUUCAGGUCCUUUUCCUCAGGUUAAUAACCUCAGCGUAAAAGCACCCAGAGUUUGGAAUUUAGGCUCUUUUUAGUGAUCCAUAUCAUCUGACUCAGCUGGAACUGGCUCUUUCAGCUCCCAAAUAGCUCUACUGCUGCUUUUAGGGCUGAGUCGUCCAUGUCUGACACAUCACAACAUUCCCCCCAGCUUGGUGUAGACUGAUCUCACAGUGCUGUGUUUCUGCAGUGAAGUCAGGGAAAGUGAAGAUAACAGCAUCAGAGAAAACUGAAUUAAACAGUGGUUAGAGAGUUCAGUAAUCCUUUUUGAAAUAAAUGUCCUCAAUAGAAAUUAAUAAAGAAGCAGCACUGAUGAUUAUUGAUUAACAGUUUGUCUGAUCAAUUGUUGUGUGUUGCUGACUGGUGGGCUCCAUUAUUGUGUAGUUUAGGAGGCCACCGUACAUUUUCAGGUAGUUAAAUAUCACUAAUGAGCUUUUGUCUCGUACAGUUCUUGUUGUUCUCAUACAUUUCUUACAUACACAAAUCUGUAUACUAUCAAUUCAGAACAUACUACACAUUUAGUGUGAUAUCGUACUUAGUAUAAAUCAUAUAAAUCACAACUCUUACCCACCUUUGCCAGAUCUGUAUGCCUCUAACCAACUACAGACCCAAGAGAUUUAUUGACGACAAACAAUGGAGGCCAAAAGCUAACUCCGCAGCUCUUAAAAAAAGUAUGCAAUAAUUAAUCCUUUUCAUCUCACUGAUUUGAACUCAACCUGUAAUGUACCAAUUUUUUCAUUAUCAUCAUAUUCAUCAAGGGUGCUACAGCCUUCAUUGAGAUUGGCACUUUCAUUGCUAGUUUUAAGCAUUUAUUUAAACAUCAGUGCUUUUUUCUUCAGUUUUCUCCUCUGAAGCUGCUGCUAAAGUUGGUGUGAAUUUAUUCUUUUUAAUCUACAUGAAACCUCUGACAUGGUGACAACAGCUCUGAGGUUGAAGUUAACUAAGGCAGAGUGAAUGGGUGUACUGACUGGAAGAGAAAGUGGCUCAUAGGAUCAGUAUGCACUCCACACAGUCUCACUAAUAAGUUUUCAUCCUCAAUGAGGGAGCCAGUUUGCUUUGCAGAAGCCUGUGGCAGCGUCACAUUAUCGGCUCUUUAAUCAAAGAGCAGCCAGGUGCUCUGAAACAAACAACAUCCUAUUAACCCUCAGCAACAACUGCUUGGAAACUCACUCUCAGGUUCACAGAAGAUGUCAGACUGUAUUUAGUCUGUGUCAGCAGGAUUAUAGCCUGUCUGUCACCUAAUCAUGUUUCUGCCAGUACCCAUUUGUUAUUACCUUGUGUACACUUGGAUGUGAUGUAAACACAGGAUGACUGCAGGCAUAGUAAUCUCCUAUUGUACGCUUGUUUUCUGACUCCCUCUGUCCUUCUGUCUGUUAUUUAUUUCCUCCUCAGUAAACCCUUCCCCAUCGGAGACAGAGUGACGUUCAGUGGAAAGGACUGCGUGUGCCAGCACUGCUCUCAUACACUCGUCAAGCCAAAUGAACCCAUCAAGAUCCACGGGCCCAGCCGUAAGUCCGCCGUCUCCCUCACCCCGUCUGAUCCUUUUAAGGCCGCCACCCUCUACAGUUCUUCAAGACUGUUGUGACAUCUCCAUGAAGCCUAUUAAGCUCAUUUAGCCAAUCAAGUGUCUGUCAAAUCAGUGAUCCAACCUGUCGUGCUGAUCCGCCAGCAGAGGAUUACGCAACACAAACAGGCGCAUAAUUCAUUCAUUACUGUCAGCAUGCAGAGAAUAGAUGAUUUUAUCUCUUUAUUGCGCAUCUGGUAACAUACUCCAGCAUGAGCAUACCCAUCUUUCACAAAUGCACCACAUAGAAAGACACAUUACCUGAUUGUCCUGUGUGAUUAGCCUGGGCCUACUUUUUUGAGUGAUAGUGAUUGAUAGUGAAUCAUUUGUUAAGUGUGUCGCACAGACAGGAGUCUGCUGCUCACAGCCUCUCCAGUAAUAACAGAUGCUGCAGAGGCAGUGAGUAACUGUCCUCCCAAGAUCACUCCAUUCAGGAGGAUAAAACCCAAACAGCUCCCCAGGUACAUGUUCAUCACUUUGUCUUAUGAGGAGGCAGUCUAUGAGACGACACACAGAGUGCAAACACUAAAUGUUAUGCACUUGCUUUUACGGACUGUUCUGACAUCAUUUUUAUCGGUAUCAAUGCAAAUAUGCUCUGAAGGCAGACUUAUUUUUAUACCCAGACAGUAAAAAGUGAUUACUUUUGGGGGAAAAGGCAGAGAGGAGGCUCUGAGCGACAUUGGGGAAAGUAUUAUCAGCUGGCGUUUGGCCAAGCCUCUACUCUAAUGAAUAUACUUUUACAACUUCUGACAAGUUUUGAGUUAAAUGUCCUCUCUCUGGAGAAAGGGCACCGCAUUCUUAUUGGAUUGAUAUGCCAAGAUAGGAUAAGAACAUGGCUUCGCAUGAUUAUUAGCUUGAUGCAAAAAUUAUAGUAACUUUGCUUCCAAAUGAAGCAAAUAAGGAUGGGUGAUCAUAUUCUGUAUUCUCAAAAAAAACACAACUAUGCAGGACAGAGUCACAGAGUUGCACAAAGUUAAUUUUUUAAAAGUUAUUGGGUCGGAUCGAGUGUCUUUUACGCGCUUCUAACUCAGUAAGUCCACAUAACACAAACUCGAAACUUAAACACAAAACCAUAGACAUUUGAAGGAUUUUAUAAACUUCCCCAGACAAAGCCGGCUAAACCCGGACAGCCCCCAAAAGAGAGGACAUGUCUGAGUAAAAGAAGAUGUAUGGUCACCCCAAAUAAGGUUUUUUCAUAACAUAAAUUUUAAAGGUACUGUUGAGUGAAUUAAGUCACCAUCAGUGAGGGUCUAGCUGUCCACCUGUAUUUACAGUCUUGAUACUAGGCUAAGCUAACUCCAGCUUCAUACUGAAUGGAAAGAGAAGCUCAUCAUGAUCUUCAUCAUUAUAUUAAGCUUAAAAAAAUCUGAGUUUCUUGAUUAAUACGCUAUAAAGACCAACAUUUUGUACACCAUUAUUUGCCCUGAGUGACUCAGUGUAAAAUAAUAUUGUGCUCUUGACAGCUGAUUAAAAUGAAGUCCGUUUUCUAAAUUACCUGAAAUGAAAACUCCCUGCAGAAGUGACUUUGUUAUUCAAUGUUUCCACAACCACGCCUUUCUUGUCACAAACUCUGUUACAUUUUCUUCAGAUAGACUCAUGCUGUUUCUCUUUGGUUGCUAAAAUGGGAACUGUAUCAUGACUCAGAGGAAAAUCAGCUGUGUGCUGCAACAGUCUGGGGCUAGGCUCUUUGCUCUACAGGCUCAGCACUAUCACCACAGAAUGACAGUCAAGAUUUAUUUAGACUGCAGAAACCCGGUUCAAUACACUGCAGUUUUUUUCUUUACAGCAAAAAACCCCUACAAAAAACAGUUUGUCUUGGCUGACAGGGCUGAGUGAAGUCGUCCCUUGUGUCUGCAGGCUCCUCUCAGGGGCAGCAGACCAGGUCAGAAAAGGUUAAGCUCAGCCAAACAUCCUCUAAAUGAAAACAAAUGGAGCGCUGACCUUUUUGCAGCGUUCUGACUCUCAGCUGCCAUGCAUCAUUUGAAGCCUCUGUGCCAUCCUGCUUCUUAGUGCUGGUCAAUAACGCCUGUUGGGGCGUGUGAGUGAAGGAAGUGGAAUUCACUGUCUGCUUGUGUACGGCAUGUGCUUGUGUUUGUGAGAGAGAAACAGACAGGCAGAGAUUCAUACAUGCCUCAUGUGAGGGGGGGAUUUUAUGCAACUGUUUUAGCCCUGAAGCUGUUACAGAGGGACUUGCUUCCUGCCUGCAUUCAAUCAUGUUUAACAGUGCUUACAGUUGAGAGAACAAGCCUCACAGCACUGCAAUAUCCCGCAUUAGUGCAGCUAUUGAUUAAGGUGGUGGCUGUGCCACAGGGGGAGAAUCUACACUCAGGAGGAUUUCAGACAUGUACAGCAAAACCUCAUCUCACUUUGUCUUGUUCUGCCUCUCAUUCUUUCUCUACACUUCCUCUUUUUGUCUACCUUCUUUACUUUCCCUUUAUUUCAUUCUCUUCUAUUCUUCUUUCCUUCAGACUGUGCUGGAUGUGGAGCUGAAAUCAAGCAGGGGCAGUCUCUCCUGGCGUUGGAGAAACAGUGGCACGUCAGCUGCUUCAGAUGUCGGACCUGCAACAUGGUCCUCACCGGAGAGUACAUCAGCAAGUGAGUGUGUGAACUCUAACACAACAUGUCAAAGCAGAGGGGUAUCCGAUCUCCUAAAACUCGUGUAAAUAGCCAUGUGUCUCUAACCCUGCGGCGGUUUAGCUUCUUUCUCUGUUUUACAGGGAUGGAGUGCCAUACUGUGAGGCAGAUUACCACGCACAGUAUGGGGUGAAAUGUGAGACCUGCAGCAGAUACAUCAGCGGAAGAGUUCUGGAGGUGAGAGCCAGACGAGAUACAGAAAGGAGUUAAUGGAGAUUUAGCAGCACAUAAUUCUGCAGCAGUACAGGCAUCUGAAUUAGGAGUUGACUGCACUAACUGAGUGUAAUCAGAGCUAUCAGGACUAAGCAGUAGCAUUUUAUCAUUGCCUCCCUAUAAGCUCUGCUGUGCUUCGGGGAGAGAGCGACUUAAGAUUACAGCGUGAUAAAAAAUGUUUGUCCUGCGUAGCUAACACCAAAACAAAUUCAGCUGCGGCGUGUAAGCCUGAUCGCACAUUGGUGCAUAUUUACUUUUUCACUUUUUCCUCCAAAGCGCAGCUGAGCAGGAAACACUGACAAGAGGAUAAAAAAGCAAGAUUGAAUCAUAACAACGAGUAAGGAGUUGAGAGGGAGAGGGAGUUAUAAAAAGAUCAGAGGGUAAAGAGAGGAGGGAAAAGACGGAGGAAGGAGAGACAGAAAGCGAAUUCGGCAGUGAUAGAAAAGCACAUUUUGUUCUUUGCAUGAUCUUAUGCUGAAGAGAAAGGAGGAGUAAACAUUUAAGAGAGGGGAGCAGAGGAGGAGAGGGAGCUCAGGCAGAAGAAAAUGGGUGUACCAAAGAAGUGGAGGGGAAAAGAUGAGGAGAGUAGGGUUACAAAGAAUGAAAGUGAUAAAGUGCAGAUGUUAAUGAAAUGUUUUUGGAGGAGUCUCAGGAGUGUGUUUUCUGUAGAGACCUGAGGAGAGGGAGCAGAUGUGGAAGAACUUUGUCAACAUGCACACACACACACACACAAACACACACACACACACACACACACACACCCUCUUCUGCACACACAUGCAUGAGGCCGUGUUGUCCCUUUGCUCCUUUGCCUGUCAGAAUGGCUGGUGUAAAGUGCUUUGUUCCUGCCUAUCAGCCUCUCUGGGCUAUUUAUAGACAUGGGGACAUGUCAGACUUUAUAUGUGAAGCUCUCUCUCUCUCUCUCUCUCUCUCUCCCUCUCUCUCUCUGUAUCUCUCUCUCUCUCUCUCUCACACACUCUCUCUCUCUCUCUCUCUCUCUCUCUCUUUCUCUUUCUCUCUCUCUCUCUCUCUCUCUCUCCUUCACCCUCUUUUGUCUCUUUCUCUCAGUAUCUGUGUGUCUCGUACUCGUGACAAUCAUUCGUCUCUCCUGUCACAUUUUGGCUCCUGUCAUGUUUUGAUAUCAUAAUGUUUGACUCCUAAAGAUGCAGCAGGCAGCUGAGUUGACUGAGUCAGAUACAGGAAUGCAAAUCCUGCCAACUUAGAAUCAUACAAAUUUAAUUCGAAAAGGAUUACACGAUAAAGCUGUCAGUGCAAUUCAGCUGGGUUAAUUGGCAGCUGAUUUUCAAAAAGUAUGCAUAAGGUGUGCUCUAUCAGGAGUCUAGUUUUAGUAGUUUAUUUAACUUAGGUCUGGUUUCAGACAUCAAUAACACAUCAGUUAGACAUCAAUAUAUGUUAAUUCUGGUUGUUUCAACUUUCUAGUAUAAUAAAAUGUAGCUCUACAGCUGGACCUAGCUUACUUUGAAGUCCAUCAUUUUUAAAGAGAAUCUUCUCUUGAUAAAUUGUCUUUUUACAUGAAUCAUUUCUGAGUCCAUGUGACAGUAAACACAGACAGCACAGAAACCACCUGAUCAGUCAUACUGGCUGAUGGUGCAGGAGAAACUUGCCAGCUGACUGAACCACCUUGUGGAUUCAUCACUCUGCUGGUUUAAUAAGAUGUUCAUGUAUGUGAAGAUGACUUUCACCAGGGUGAUACUUCACAGUGCUUUACUUCUUAAACAGGGUAACUAUUAGGGGCAUGUCUGGAGAGAUAGCAUCCCAGCUACUGCCUGAAAAUCUGAAAUAUGCCUGGCUAUUUGACUUUUCAGAGAUUGUUGUAUUUGAACAGGAGAAGGAAAAAACUAUCUGCUCUGAUCCUCCCUUAUAAUAGGUUAAAAAAAUAAGAUUUCUUUCAAUAUUGCUACACAAUUUCUUACUAACGUAUAUACACUUUAGAUUAUGUUGCUGUACUGUCACCAAGUUCGUUGCAUUUUUCAAGCUUUGGACAAAAAGUGUCUUUGUGUGCUGAAAUAAAUGAGCUCAGAAAAUCCAUAUGUAGCCUCAUAGUUUACAGGUAUAUGACAUGUGUAUCAUACUUUAAUAGAAGUAGUGGAAGUUGAUAGAAAAACUGGAGACAGAUAUAGUUAAUAAAUGUCAUUUGUUCAUAGAUAUUAAUGCCACUCCUGUAUGUAUCGGUGCCUCAGAUGGGCCAGCCCACCCUGAUCAAAAAUGUGUGAAACACCUCUGGUCACUGGUACCCCAGGGGCUCCUCCUAAGAGAACUAGAUGGUGGAAAAAGGAGUUUUUUAAAUGGUAAUUUAAGAGACUUUUGGAAUAGGCAGCCCCAAAUAAUAAGACCAUAAUAAGUUCAGUCAAACAUUUAAAUGCCAUUUUAUAGAAUAGAGACAAUAUCUGCAAGAACGUUCAGAUUCUUUAAAAAUUGCAUUUGUGCAGGAAGAAAUUGGCCCACAAAGAAACAUAACAAAGUGAUUUUCAGUAAAAAGGUUGCUGUUUACGUCGAUGGUAUAUAAUUAAUGUUUAACUCUCAGUCUGGGUUAUUUCUUUUAACAGAAAAAAAUUCAUGGAGGACUUGGCAGAAAAAGCGUUUCAAAGGGCGUAUGUCAUUGAAGAACCAUUUUUCUAAUGUGCCAAACUAUCAAUUCAUCAUUUGAGUUGCUUGAUGUCUUAAUCAUAAUUUUUUUCUCACACUAUAAAAACACAACAUGAUGAUGAGGCUUAUUUCUCAGCUCUGCUUCAGUCCACAUUUCCACAGCCAAGGUUGUUUUUUUUUUUAUGAGAAGUUUCAGAGUAGACAGAGAAGGCAAGACAUAAAAAAAAAAAAAAAAAACAGGAAGCGGAAGAAAGGGAUCAUAAAAUCUCCUUUCUUGAGUUUCACUUUUUUCCCCCUCCUUCCGUUCUUCCUUGGCGUCUGAGUUCACCAAUAAAUAUAGCAGCCUAUUAAUGCCACCAGAGAGAAUGGGGGGCCUCAUUAGAAACGGUAACAGCAGCUGUUCAGCUGAUACCUCAGGAACCCAGACGGUAAACGCUCUGCUGCUUGGAAAGCACAAGACUCAGAGGCUGCGUCCUCCGGCUGGCUUUCCUUCCAGAGUAACCUGAGACAGACAGGCAGAGACUGGAUUGCUAAAACCCAGCGUAGGUACAAUUAAGACGUUUUCUGUUCUCUGGCAGACAUGCGAUCUGCAUUUUCUACAUGUAAAAAUAUGAGUUUUUAAAAAAAGCCAAGUAUGUCAGAGAGGCUUAAAAUGGCACUAACACACAGAUGCUGGGAGUGUUCAGGUGAAACACAGACAUGCAGCUAUAAAUAGAAAUUCUCUAAUGGUAUGUCAGGAAGGCCGAGGUGACAGGCCGGAGCCACACCUCAGCCAUGCAGGGUGGCGUGUGAGACACAUCAGGGCUGCGAGCCGGCUGAAUUAAUGGACACAGUGACAUCAUACUGCAUCAUCUCACGUGUCUGUCUCACCUGCACCUCCUGUGUUUGGAUGUGAUCCCUCGGGGCGCUGUGAAUGUCCAAGGACAUAUGUCCCACUAGUGUGUACUUCACUUACAUGACCACCUCGACUCAUGCAGACCCACACACUCCCCUGUAGACUGUCCUACAGGGAUCUUUGCUCUAAUUAUUGUAAGGAAGAAUAGAUGAUGUUGUGAUUGCUGUUGGUUGAUGAAGCAACUACAGGCUAUGGAGUCAUUUCUCAAUACACUCUGAGGCCAUUGCUGGUCAGGUGAUAUACAGUAGAAAGCAUAUGGAGUAAUGACCUCCCCAAGGUGGGGUUACAAUUUGUAGAUUAGCCCACACUGUGUGAAGCUGUUUGUGAUGAUAAUUUAUGUUCAGUCACACCUCUUCAUCUUCUUCUCUUCACACAGGCCGGAGGGAAACACUACCAUCCGACCUGCGCGAGAUGCUCCCGCUGUAACCUGAUGUUCAAAGAGGGCGAGGAGAUGUACCUGACAGGUGAGAGCUCAGUGCAAAUACAUCCUCUCACAAUCACUCUCACACACAUACAUGAACGCAUCUACAAAACUACAAAGUGCAAGCCCGUGUAGAUGAAUGCAUGGCAUGUGGGAACACCCACUCUGUCUUCUCUGACUCUUCCUCAGGAUGUGAGGUGUGGCACCCAUUAUGCAAGCAGGCAGCGAGGGCAGAGAGGAGACUCAGGGUGAGAUGGAGUUGAAAUGAAAACACUCAAAGAAAAUGAGAAAAUCUGCAAUUUCAUCACUGUGAAUCCUCCCCUCUGCUUGUUUCCUUUGUUUGUGUCUCACAGCACAGACGCCUGUCAGAGGCCUCCAUCUCGCCUCCCGGCUCCUCCAUAGGCUCUCCCAGUAGAGUUAUAUGUGUAAGUAAACCGUAACUUAAAAGCUUUUUGUCACUUUAGGCUGCAACCAUCACCAAACUUACCCUAAAAGCACAAGCACUGCUCCAGAAACACAAGCACCACCCUAAAGCCUGAAUGAUUUAGCACCGACCAGAGAGGCUGCUCACUCCCCUGGCCUGUUCACCUGUCUGUGUCCUUUCCUCUGUCAUCAUCUGUCAUGCGAAACAUUGCUUUCAAAACACAUUACAGAAAAUAUUUACGGGGGAAAAUUUUAAAUCAAGAUUUGCAACUAAAACUGAAGAAAUGUGGGUUAAACUUGAACUGUUAGCAGCUAGCAGCUAUCAACCCUAAAGGUAAGAGCUCGACAGACUGCAGUGUGUUGAUAGAAUAGGUUGGACGUAUGGGGAGAUAGAGAGGGGGAGGACAUGCAGGGUCAAACCCGCUGUCCCCAUUCGUUGGGUGUGCUAACCCACUUGGCCAUCUGCUUGCCCCCUUAACCUUAUGAUAACUGCCUCAAUUAUUCGUGGCAUAGAUUCAACAAGGUGCUGGAAGCAUUCCUCAGAGAGCUUGGUCCAUAUUGACAUGAUGGCAUCACACAGUUGCCGCAGAUUUGUAGGGAACAACAAUCUUGUCAAAACAAAAAAGAUGCUCAACUUGGACAACAGCUGAGCAGUAAGAGGGGCCCAGAGAUGAGAUUAUAUAUUUUCUGCAACCUCUUGUUUGGCUUUUGCAUCGAAAAGUUUUCAGAAGUGCAUUUAUUCUUUAUUUUUCAUGCUUUUGAUGUAAAUAUAGUUGAUAUGGAACCAAUAAAGCCCCCAGCUCAUUAUUUCCUGCAUAUUUUAGCUGAGAUCAGUGCAAAGCUGGUGGAUUAGACAUAAGAGAUGCUCACAUCUUACACAGUAGAGUGAGCGGUGUAAGUCUGAUCUGUUAACAUACAUACUUAAAUAAAAAUCAUGCUAUACCAGACCUGUCACCCAGCCAACGAGCUUCCUGCAUGUAGUACCCAAGGGUCCAAUUGGCUGUUGAAUUGCAAGCCAGAUCAAGGUUUACUGCAGGUAAUAUCAGAGCAACAUGCUGUUCUGGACAACUGCAGUGUACAUCAGCACUCCGCCCACUUGCUUGCUGUACUGCACCAGACUAUAACCUGCUGCGUCUACACAUCAGCUCAUCUGGACGUACCCUGGAGCUAAGAGGUCGGCAUAAGGUCAGGGCUAACAACUACAGCCGUUUGUGUUCACACAUGUUACGCAUCAGAAAAGUUAAGGAAUUUGGUAGUAGUGAGGCUCAUGUGUAAAAGCAGCCUUGUUUAGACAUGAGCUCACAAAUCAUUGAAUUCUUAAUCACUUGAAGGCUAAACACUGUCCUCAAGAAAAGGAAAGAAAUCUUUAAGAAAUCAAAGCACAUAAAGCGCCCAAAGUAAAAGGAAAAAAAAACCAUAAUCUUCACACCAGCCGAGUGCACACUGACUGAAGGAUGAUCUUCCUUCAGGGUUUGUGCCCUGGGCCUUUCACUUCCACAGUUCUCCCUCAUGGCUGCUAUUCUCCAACCAUGAGCUAUUCUUUUAAAUUAUAAAGCAAUGGUUGUAAAGGCAGUUUUUUACUUUAACAGAUCUGGGUGCAUUUAAUUUGAAAAUAUAAUAAAAGGUAGCCUCAGUCUUUAACCCACGUUAUUUCAGUUUAAGUCAACAACUUCUUAGAAAUGCUGUGAUGUGCAAACCACUAAAUCAUAGCUGGCUGGUUUGGACUUAAAAAUCCAACAUAUACAAUGAAAUGCAAAGAGUUAUGGGAACUUGAAGGUUUCACACAUUGUGCUCUCUUGUUAAAAAAACAAAUGUGUUAGUCUGAUCUGCAACCGUAUCCAACCAUGCCACUUUGCAGUCUACUGAAUGUUGCUGCAUGCCGGCUGUAUUAGCAUGUCAAGGGUUGUCUGCAUGCUUGCAGGAGUCACCGCUCUCCCUGCUCAGCCCUGCCCCGCUCUGCUCUCGUCUCAUAAUCAAUGACCUUUCUGUUUAAGGUGAUGGAUGAGGGAGAAAUGCAGUGUAAGCAAGCUUCUCGUCCAUACCGUCUCCUCUCUCUCUCUCUUUUUUUCUUGCUCCUCUGCUUACUUUCUCACACACGCUGUGCCCCUGAAGGUCAACAACUUACGCAGCUGUCAGGUUGUGCAGCUUACAUGUGUACUUCUGAUGAGCUCGCGCAUGCAUGUGCAGACUAGAGUGUGCAUCAUCAGCUCUUUCUCUCUCUUCUGCUGGUGGAGUUUUCAUUCUGCUUUGUUCCUGUGCAUCGUCCAUGUGUUUGAUGUUGGGUCUUGUUGCUGUUGUCUUUGGUGGGUGUGUCUUUGUGUCCUCUUUCCAGGCCAGAGUGAAGAAUGAGUUCCUAAAUUAUAAGGACCUAGCUGCCCUGCCAAAGGUCAAGGCCAUAUACGAGGUCCAGCAGCCAGACCUCAUAUCUUCCUCAUACCAGCCCUACCACAGAUACACCUCUGAUGACAGGCUAGACACUUACAGCUAUGGGGAGGUACUACUACUGCUGCUACACACAAACAGGCCAGACUUGCAGGUUUCACCUCAACAUUCAUCUACUUUGAGAGGAAACAUUUUGCAUGGAUUUUAGACUUUCAGGAGAAGCAGUGUUACAAGAGCAUUUAAUUCACUGUAAAGAAUAAUUGAUGAUUUAAUUUUUAUUAAAGGUGCAGUGCUUAGAAAUUGAAAUAUUUAUCCAUACUGAUAGUACAAUUUGAAAUACUCCCUCGCUACCAAGUCUGCUCCCGCUAAAUGCCGCUAUUUACUACACACUUCACCUUUUGAAAAAAUCUAAAUUUUCAGCUGGUGAAUUUUUGUGAAAUUUUGUUGAUAAUGUUGAGCUUUAGUGAUUAAUUUGAAGUCGCUGCUGCUCGGUGGCCACAAGUUUCAGGUAAGUGUCUUAUAACUGCUUUAAACAUAAAGAGAAAGUUCAGCAUAUUAAAGGCACAGUGAGGAGUUUUAAAAUGGUCGAGAAACAACCUUAAACUGGUACUGAUGCUUCUCUGUGACCUAUAAAAGCAAAUAAGACCAUCUGCAACAAGUCUGAUAUUUUUACUGUUCUAAAUUUGAAUGCAUGAAACGCUCUGAGGGGGUUGAUGAUUGACGGCCGGCUCAUAUCAGCUUUAAUCCAAAAAGACUCCAUCAACACACUGGAGAGAGGCAGCAGGUGACUGGCUCGGUGGCAUUUUGCUGUACAAUUGUUUCGGAAAAACAACUUUUCAAUCAAAACUCUCUAACACAAGCAACUUAAAGAAUCUUUAAAACUCUGUAAAACAACAACUUCAGCAUCUUCUUGCUUUGAUUUGCACAUUGAUAAUACAGACUACAAAGGUGCACUAUUUUACAUUUACUUCCGAAAGCUGUGGUGAGCAGCACAGGUGUCAGCGCCAUUUUCCACCAUGCACAGUUGUCGUUGUCAAGCCCAGUCCGUUUGUUUGCAUCUAAAGCAAACAAACUUACAGCCGUGUUGACUCCCAUGAGUGUGUUGAUCCUUGAAUCCUGUGUGGUCAGAGGCACAGGUGGUGUGUUGCUAUCUUGAGGGUGCAGAAAGCUGCAUCAGACUAACAGAAACCUGGUCUGAAGUCUGUGGUGCAGUACUCCUCUGCUGUUUAGAGGGCUUGAUAGAAAGAUGAGCACAAACAUGAGUUUGACGGUUGAGAUAAACAUUUAUCUUACAGCAAGACAGCAAGUUCAAUGAAUUCUUUAUAUGUGUAUUUUUUAUACCGACUUUAAUUAAAGUUGUGAUUUUGGCGCCAGAAGGGAAAUAUCAACAUACCAAGAGACUGAAUUUAAAAGACUGUUCUUCCUUUUUUGCAGCUCUGUGAAUACAUAAUGUAAAAAUGGUUUGUGGUGUUCUUCAUUCAUGAUCCUUUUUCUUUUCUUCUGGUUCUCCAGUCACUUGGGACACUCUCCCCCUAUUCUCAGGUAUGUGCCCCCCCCCUCCAGCCUCACCAGCAGAGCUUUUAUCACAAGUUCAAACAUGUCAACAGUUGUCAUCUUGGCCUGUUACUGAACUACUAGUCUCCUCAUUGCCCUUUGUUCCCCUUUCACCUAGACCUUGUCUGCUUCAUCUUUUCAGGACUAUGACAGCCUGGACAUGAAGCAGAGGCGAUGCUCCAGUCCAAGUUUUAUUGACUCACCCACAUAUAGUCGUCAAGGCAUGUCACCCAUCAUGCCUCGUUCUCCGCAGCACUAUGUCUACCCUGGUGAGUCAGAUGGUGUUAGCUCUCAGUUUUCUGCUUAUUACCCAGUUUGACAUCAGUCCAUUAAACAGAAUUCAUGCUGUUCUCAAGAUGAAACUCACUUAAAACAAAGUUGAACCACUUGUCUGGUAUCUGGAUUAUUUUUCCUAAUUCACUAAAUUAUUUUUUCACAAGUUAGUAAUUUAAAGGAACGAUUCAGCAUUUUGGGGAAUAUGCGUAUUUGCUCUUGUGCUGUGGUUAAAUAAGGAGACUGAUGCUCCUUUAAUACGGAUUUGUUUGGUUUAAAGAUACUGCUGUUAAAUUAGAUUAGCCCUAAUUUGCCAUAAUUAACUAGCCCGGCUCUGCACAGAGUUUAAAAGUCCAACUAAAUUUGACACCAGCCUCAAAGAAGUCUUUUUUAUAAUUUGGUUUUCUUACAAAUUAAAGAUUUGUGAGGCUGAUUUAUAAUAAGCAUUUAUUGUAAAUUAAUGUGCAUUAAUAUAAGCCUGAGGUUAGUCUCACCAAAUGUGUUUAAUGCUAUAAAUUUCUCUCCAAGAGCAUCACUAUUUUCACUUUGUAUUGUAAGCAUCACUGAAACAAUAGUUUAUGAUUGCACAAGCAUGUUUAUUAUUAUAUUGGCUAACUACAUACUGUAUGUAGUGCUUACGCUAACAUUUACACCCUAAACAAAUAGAGGUAUAGUUUUACCUGCAGCACUAUGGAUAUGAGCCUCAACGCAGUUGCUGUGUCUUUUUUUAUUCUCCUCGGGAUCCAGGCAAUUUCAUCAGCCUGUUUUUUCAAUUUUUAUUAAAGAAAGUGCUAUGUAGACAUUUUCACACACACCUCACUAGACUUUGCUCACGCCUCCCUUACCCUCUAGAAAAUGCUUUUUGUGUCAGUAUGUUCUAUUUGCUUGUCACUUUGGGCUCAGCAAAAAAAAAAGAAAAAAAAAACAAGUGAGCAAAAUUAUAUUUCCCAAAAUGCCAACCUGUUCCUUUAAGACUGAUCAAACUGCUUGUCAUUUCCAUUUGCCAUCACUGUUUUUAUUUAUUUGUGGACUAACACAUCUCAGAAAAACAGCAGCGAUGCAAAUUUGACCGCAUCAUCAUUUCAGGGCAGAAAAAAAAGUUGCUCUGCGUUGGUCUCAAGUGCUGCAUUCAUCACAUUAACUCUUACACAUGUGCACUGACACUGAAACUGAUGUUGUAAAAAGACGGAUUCACUCUUUGUCAUCACACAAGUGGAAAAGUUAACCAGUGCUUAGUUAUUUGAAAGACUGUUUUCAUCUGCAUGGAUGACACUUGCCUUGAAGCCUUCCUUCAUGCUCAUGUUCCCUCUGCUGUGAUUGGCUGUGGCUGGCUGCAGGCUCUGAGAGUGGCAGGAGUUCACCUUAUUACGGCCAAGAGGGGCGGUCAAGCACACCCACCACAAACCAGCCCCCUAAACAUUUUCAUGUACCAGGUAGGACUCCUCAUCUCCUCAUUGCUCUUCUCAUUAUCACACAGAUUUCUUUACUCCAGGGGGAGGAUUUCACUGGCCAUUACUCACUAACGCUGAUCAUUUAGAAAGGUCAUUUCCAGUGUCCUGGGAAUGAGGGGGUGGGAAAAUGUGGCUAAAUCGUAUUUUCAUACCACACAUGAUUGCUCUGGCAUAUUCUUCCCCUUAUAUUGCAUUUAAAGCGUCUUUCCAAACUCCACCCUCUCCUUUUCUGUAACCCCCCAGCAGACUCACUUCCUCUCCUCCAUGUUUCACUUCUCCAUCUCCUCUUCUCUCCUCAGCCACAGGGGACCCCAACAUCUACAGGAAGCCUCCCAUCUAUUCAAGAGCGGGUACAGUGCAGUUAGCCCCGCCUUAGUCUGCCUGUCCUCUUGUCAGUUUAGUCAUGCUGUGCUCAAGUACCCAACGUAGAUGUUUUUUUUUACUAACCUAUUGAUGUUUCACUCCGGCCCCUUGUGAUUUGGUCGUAUUGAUGUUCCAAUUAUCGUUGAAAUUGAAGCCAUCAAUAGCAGAACAAGAUAAAUGGAAGAGGUUCAGUCUGUGCUGUGAGAUGCGUUUAGGAGACUUGUAUAACUCGCUCCCAAAUGCAAUAGUUAGCAGCUGAAAGCAAAAAGAAAAAAGGUUAUAUGUUAGCCACAAGCACACACUUUUGCUCCUGAGUGCAGCUCCAGGAGCACGGCUGGUUCUUGUCUGUAAAUAGGGCUGGCAUAGACCUUGAAUGAAGUGCUGGGUGCUCAUGUGUAACUAGUGUUGAGUUUAUGGGACUCAAAGGACACACUAUUCACUGGGCCAAACAGAACACAGUAGAAAACUGUCUUAUAACUAAAAUUUAUAUUUUAUCAGGAGGUGUGUUUUAUUUCCCUCAGCCCAGCAGUCAGUGUGAUUUAAAGAGAUGCCACUAUAAUUGUUUGAAUCUGGAGACAGCUGUGUGCUUGUCUUUUGGUAAAAACAGAGUGAGUAUGUGAGAGGGGAAGUCUGAUUUUUAAUUGUGUUGAUUUAUGGUGUUCAGUUAAACAGCACAGCAGUGUCAUUAACACAAGAUGCUAUUUUUGCCUUUUUUUUUUUUUUUUUUUACAAGUGGUUAAACUUAGAUGCACUUCAGCCAUCUGGAUAUAGCGUGCUCCAGUACAAACACUCAUAAGAAAAAGAUGCACUAUCCCCUUGUCAAAUCAGGCUGGAAAAAGGCCUCUCAGCUGAGAGUCACAAGACUGAAGAUCUCUUGAUGGAGGAUAGUUUAUCUUUGAUGUUGUCCUGCAUGUCCCUCUGUGUUGUGUGUUUUCACUUGUGGAGUUAACUGUGAGACGCUUUGUUUAGAUGCUCUGAGCCUUUUAUCAGGGAUGUCCCGAUCAGCUUUUUAGGCCACAGAUCCAGAUAUUUUAUCUUAAGUAUGAGUGAAGUACUUGUAUUUGCCAAGAUAUUGGGCUGCAAGCUUUUUACAUUUAAAAAUUACUUACAUUUUAUUUAAUUUAGUACAAUAAACUUGCAUAUAUAUAUAUAUAUAAGUUAUUUAGUCACGGAACUUUGCAGAGCAGGUCCAGUGAGACAAUGUCCCAGAAGUAGUGUCAGAACACCAGGACAUACCUUGUAUCAAGACGCUUCAAAGGAUUUAACCUAUGCAGCCUUUUUCACUCUCUUGAGGUUAUCUAUCCUUCCUUUUGAAAUUCAGAGUCUGUAGCAGCCAUUUCCACAGUUUUUUAAGUCUUUAGAUGUCCUAUCAAAUUGGUAGUACUGAACUCAAGUGGACUGUUUUUGCUCACUACUCUGAAGUAUUUCAACACCGUAGACACAAGGUUGCUUUCUCUAGGUUGCACACAAGUUCUGCAUGCAAAUUGUACAACAGUUGACAUGAAUGAUUGGUCCUUAUUGAUGAGAUGAUUGGCUCAGUUCAAUAACACUCAGAUCGGGACAUCCCUAUUCUCUACAUACAGUAUAUGUCUCAUUUAGCUUAUAGUUAGUGCAUAACUGGCUGUUCCAGAAAAAUGCAUUUUAACUCCUACAGAUUGAAGUACUUGAAUUUUUUGUGGCUAAUUAAAAAGCCUUUGACUUUUCUGUGUACCUACACUGACAUUCAGCGUACACUUCAACAUCACUCACAUUGAUCCUUCUCGUUCUUUAUGUCUGUCUCAACAGCUAUUGAUUAUCAUUUCCCCUUGUUUCAGCAUUAAACAGGAUUGAUGUAAAUCCAAAGCCACAUGUGAAGUCGUGUUGCUGUGCACAUAAAAGGCCUGUUAUGUACUAUUCAGUGAGUCUGCUACCUGUGCAGAGCGUAGGCUGUAUGAGACCCCUUGUUUCCUGUGUCCUCGCGCUCUGUAUGGGUAGCAAAUCUCGCACGUUGUCACAUAUCCCUCGAGGACGUCACAAUAAUGUUUCCCUUUUCUUUUCACCUCUUUCUUGUCUAAUCCAAUCACUUAAUUCACUUCCCUUCGCCUUCUGCUCCACUUUACCUGCUGAUGAUGCCUCUGUGAGUACUUCCCUCCUCUCCUUAUUUCACUCAUUGUUAGUAUAUAUGUGUUAUUUGUCACUUGUGCAUGUGUAGAGUAUGAGCCCCUCUUCCUGUGUUGAUCACUCAAUGUCAAUUAUGUGUGUUCAUGCAGAAAUUCCAAUCUGCAGUCUAUUUUUUUUUCUCUAAAUGAGUGUGAGUCAGUGUGUAGUGGCCCGCCCUGUCGUCAGGCUAGUAAAAGUAUGAGUCCUAAAGAUGAGAAUGUCAGCCACUGGAGUCAUGUAUCAUGUAUAUAGGAAUUCGAUGGAUCAUGGAUUGGCGCUGGCAUGGCUAAUGGCUAACCGAGUGAGGCGCGAUCUAUCUGACAUUACGCUGCGUGUCACCCCCAUUGACUCCCAUUGAGUGUGCUUUAGUGCAGAGUGGCAUCAAUAUCAUCGCCUUACACCACUCAUGAAGCCACUGCACGCCUGGGGCUGAGCAGUAACUGAACUCACUUUGAUGCUGCUUAUUUUCAUGCUGUUAGCUGAAAUAUUGAUCUCCUCUGACAGGAAUGGUAUAUAUGGUGACUCCAUAGUGUGAAUGUACUCUCUCACUGUUCAUCUUUGUGAUAUUUAUUAACACAGUUUCCUCCAGAGCACACUGCAGUGCUGUGUCAAAUGGGGAUAGUUUGGUAAAUAUGCGUAUUAGUCUUGCCAAGCGCUGCAGAAGAUUCAAAUCUGAAAGCUGUCUUUUCAACACAAAGCUGGAGCCAGAAGGAAGUAUCUUAGCUUAGCAUAAAUACUUGAAGCAAGCGGGGGAAGUUAGUUUGGCUACUUAAAAUUGUCCCAAAAUCUGCCAACCAGCACUGUUAAAGCUCUUUAAGCUACAAUCUGUAUAUCCCUUCAGUUCAUGUAUAAACUCAAUGAUUCACACCAUAGACUGUAUAUAGAAUGGACAGAGUCUGCCUCCUCGCUGGGUGAAGCCACUCCGAGAACAGCACCCUCUGUUGACGGGCUGCAGUAUAGGUCAUAAAUCCCGCCUCCGCCCUCAAAGCAUAUGGAGCUGUGGACAAACUUGGACAAAUUUAUUACACAGAACAUAAUAUUUUCUCCCCCCUGGUUGUGAUGUUGACAUGUAGUUAUUGUAAGACUGGUUUGUGCUCAAGUCCUCUUUUUUCUGUGAAGCUCCGUUUUUAAAAGUUAUUAGGGGGUUCAUGUUUUCUAUGAUUGACACCUGAUACAGCCUAUGGGUGUUCAGGGAUUGCGUAGCUCUCCCGGGGGUAUGCUGUUUUAGCCGAGCAUCAUCACAGCGACUUUCAGCGACUGCGCACCCGAAUGCGCACAUCACUACUGUGCAGCGCUGGUUUCAGGAAAUGAAGAAAAAUCCCGGAACUACCGAGAGCUUUUUGGCUCAAAACCCGUAUACAGGCGGGAGGCGGAACCAAGUUGUCCAUAGUAUAUAGAGUCUAUGAUUCACACAGAAACAACAGGAAGUUACUGAUGACAGUUGAGAAAUAGCUCCAUUCACAUAUACCUGAAAGACUCAGUUUUUUUGAAGAGUCAAAAGUUAAACCUAGCCUGGCAUGAAAACUGUAGGUAUGGGACGAAAAUGUUAGCUUCACACCGUCCAGAGAUAUAAAUAUUAGCGGAUUAUCUCUUGUGAAGUAAAAAAUUUAACAAUUUAGAUGUGUUUGUUUCAGCCAUGCAAAAUUAUCAGCGUAGAGACUUCUAUAUGUUUUGUUCACAACCUCACAGUAAAAAAACUAAAACAGUCCAAAGAACAUUUUUUUUUAAUUGGCUGUAAAAUUGUGGUUAAAAAACAAAAAAUUGCUUGAAUCAGCAGAUUCUCCUCAAGGUUUCUUCUGGUCAUGUUCCCAUUCGAGCAUUGUUGUGUUUUACCUCUUUGUGAAACUAAUCCCUUCUUGAAGUCAUUCUUUCUCUGCCAGCAGAUUACUAAAAACUCCCUGUUUUUAUUAUGAGACUGUUUAUCCUUUUACCAAAACUGAUCCUCUUAUCCUGCUGUAAAGCCGAUCCUUUUAUAUCUCUCCGUAUUCUAUCUAUUAUUUAGCUUUUUUAAUAAUCAUGUUUAUAUAAGAUUUUAGUCCUAAUUAUAAUGAAUCCAUUGUUUUCGAAACAUUGCUGUUUAUUUGUAUCUUUGUGUACAGUCUGCUCUGAGCCAAUUACACCCAGAGGGCUUAAUAAAUUUGUUGGAAAUGAAUUUAAUUGAACUGACACCAUGAAGUAACCUGCAUAGCUAAUCAAGACUCCAGGAAGUCUGUUUCCAGUGAUUAAAAAGCUGGCAAAAAGCCUCCUGUUAAAUAAACAACUUGUUAUGUUACACUCCAUGUUUUUAUGUAUUGAAUAAACCUGGUACAACAUGUUUAUCAGUUAGCCCAGGGGUGCUGGUGUGCUUCUUUUUUCCCUUACGAAAGGAACAGACUAGCCCUCUUUUUCCUCCCUUCACACAAGGCUAAGAAGAGCCAAAUGAAUCCGAGCUGGAGCUUUAUAUUAAGCAUAUACUUGAAGCUCCUGUGAGGAGUUAGUACCUGGUUAUGAAACAGAUUGAAAUGAACUGAUUGACGGUUCCUGUGAUGAAAUUUAUGUUGCCUGAAACAGCAGGGGUUAGGUGUCAAGAGUAAUAUUCAUCUUCUCACCCAGUUGUCCGCAAAAAAGAGUUAAGAGGUUCAUUUUUUCUGAAUUUCUUAGUCACUUUGGUUGCCUCCUAACAAUCCCUUAUUUCACAGACAUUCAUGUGGACGCAGCAACCAAAAGCCGGACCAGUGAGGACAUCCUCAGAUCCUCCAGACUGUCCACCUACUCUCCUGAGCCAUACUCCCAGUCAGAGUCUGACUACUAUCCAUACACCAGCUCCCCCAGAGGUAAGAAACAAACUCAUUUUAGCAAGUUUAGAUGGAGAAUCUGCAAAGUGAGACAUGUUUCUCAACUUUAUAGCUCGACCAAACUCUGAAAACGAUGUAAACAUACAGUAUUUCUGCAUUUUUAAGUUUUCAUACAUAUUCACGCACCCACUUGUAGAGGUAUGGAAUAUUUUGUAACUCUGUGUUGUCAUAUUUAUUCACACACUCUGUUACUCUAAGAUCUCUCAAGUCUAAGAUCUAUAUUCAUACAUGGGAAUCUCUUUUAUCUGUUUUUUCUCCCAGCUUAUCGAGUGCAGAGACGACGCUUCUCGACAGGAGGGGAUGAAGAGAGUUGGAGUCACGGUCUUCAAAGAGUAAGAGCUUCAUUAUUUUUCUUUCCACCCUCCUUCAACAUCUGGUUGAAUACAGCUACUUACAUAGAAACAACCAUAAAUAAAGCACUUCUCAUGGUGUGGUGCUUCACUCCGCCCGCCUUUGUAUUUAUUUGUUUGCUCCUCUGUCUUGCUAUCACUGUACAUUCAAUUAUCAGUUUUCCCUCACGACCCACUCCCUUCUGCCUCUCUCCUCACUCCCGCUCAGAUUGGGAGUGGCAUCGGGAGGAUGAUCCUAAAGGAAGAGAUGAAAGCCAGAUCUGGUUCCUAUGACAACGACCCCUGGGGCAGCACAAGGAAUUCUCGUAGUGGGAGCAAAGAAACACUCAACACUACAGGCUAUGGCACCACAGCGUACAACAACACCGUCAACGGCUGUAAGAAACCUCCCUGCCCCCUAUGCAAUCUCCCUCUUCGUCUAUUAUUCUAAUAGCACACCAGCAGACAUUUUUGCUCCCAGUGCAAUCAUAUGUUGGUUAUUUAUUGGCCUCAAUAUCUGCUGUCAUCUGGGUUUAGGGAAAGGGCAGAGAGGUUGUGGAUGCAGGUCAGGAAAGGUCACGGCUGCUGCAGGCGAGGCAGUUUAUUGAGAUGUAAAGAUGCUAAGAUAGCUCAGCAGCUGCAGCAGAACCGGUCAUAGGCCCGUAAAGCAGCAGAUGUGGCCUGUCAGUGCUGGGGCAUAUCUGAUCACACUGAAUCUAAACUGGAUGUGCAGACAUGCCAAAUGUGAUAAAACUGGAUCUGAAGCUGUCAACGAUGUUUCACUUGUCAUGCAUUACUUUUACACACUAGGCUGUCUUCAUUAUGAUCCAGUUAUUUCCUCUACUCAUCACUCCAUCUCUUUUACAAUCUUCCAUUUCAAUCUGCAUCCUCUCUCCUUCUCUGUCUCCUAAUAACCCUCCCUUUUCCCUACACUGUUAACUCUCCAUGCCUCUGUCUUUCCAUCCAUCUAUCUCUGUGUAUCUAUCUCGUUCUCUUGCUCACACAGCUGGUGUCCCAUAUCCUGGUUUAUUUAUGAGCAGUAAGAUCUCUCAUUAAAGCUGUUUCUCUGAUGGGAGGGGACAAAACUCAACACAACUCUGUUGGCUGUGGUUGAAAAGCAAAAUCAGCUUGUAUGAACCAAGCUGUGUGGUGUGAUUGGAUGUUGAAUCCUUCAGCGUGUCUUUGUAUUUUGUUUUUAUUUUUUUUUAAUUCCCCCUCUCUUUUCUUCCUCUAACCAGUCCUGCCUGGCCUCUUUCUGCCUUCUUGCCCCUUUGAUGUUUUGUGGGCUUCCCAGGGCUUGAUGGGCUCCCAACUCACUCCUUUUCAGUGUCUCGUUACGCCUCUAACAAGACAGAUGGCUGUCACAUCUCUGCUGUGAUUCUCCCUGAAUGCUUUUCUAGGAGUUUAAUCAAAAUUCAAAGCAGACCAGAUUAAAAGCACUGUGGCAUAUUUGGUUUUCAAAAUUAAUAACAUGCAAUUGAAUAAUAUUGUGCUUAUUUUGCAGCUCCCAGAUCUCAAUACAGUGCUGAUAGUGGUGAGUUUCAUGAUUAAUACAUACUCUCAAAUUAUCCAGGUUCAGUGCUGACCCCCUUAUUUUACAGUUGAGUCCAGUUUAUUUGAUGGCUGUUAUUUUUAUUUAACAUUAUAAGUGGGGUUUUCAUUGGAGCUGGAACUUUGUUUUUUUGUUGGUGUUUGGCGCCAUCUUCUGGCAAUAAGUUGUUAUUGGUUGCAAAACUCCUAACUUAAUAAAAAUGACUGUAUACUGAAAAAAACGUUGACCAACAAGUGCUCAAACCUCUCUCUUUUUUUUCAGAUUUUGUAUGUAAGUCAUCCUCACUGCCUGGAUAUGGACGCAAUGGUAUUCAGAGGGUGAGAUUACAACUCAAAAUACAUAAUCUGCUGUAAUUAAUAAACAUAUUUGCACUUCAAGACUCAAGAAUUACGUAUUUUCAAGGCUCUUUAGUGCAAAUCAGGUUCCAGGCUUUUAACAGGACCUGAUAAUGUCUAAGUUACUGUCUCUCUCUACACCUGCAGCCCCAGAGUGCUGAUUGCUACCAGUACCAGUACGACAGUAGCAGCGAGGUCAACUGGGGAAGCAGAGGUAAUUAAGUAUGGAUUUAACACACACAGCCCUUAUUAGAUUGAAGCAAUUUAUUCAGUGUUUUUACCUCUGUACUGAUUUAAUUUUCUUUUUUGUUCCCCCCCAGCGGAGUACACGGUAAGAUUUUAAAAUAAUCACCUGAAUUAUUUAUCACAUGCGAGAAGGUUGGUGUGAAUAAUCCCAUUGUUUCUGUAACGAAGUGAAUGUGCUUUAAUAAAGCGCCCCACCUUCUUUUCAGGUGUAUCCAUAUGAAGCGCUCAUUGUCACCACUAGAGGUCGCAACAGGCUGCCCAAAGAUGUAGACAGAGCCAGACUGGAGGUACAUGUAGAUAUAAAUGAGGCUUGGGGUUGAAUGUGUAGGGGGAGAAGUUGCUGCUAAGAUGCCUUCUUUUUGAACUGAAUCACAUCCACAUAGAACUGAAAAGUUGUCUCUAACUUAUCUUUAUAUAUAAUAUUUAAGAAAAACUGUUUAAUUUUGGUUUCUGUAUGUUUUAUGAUCAGAGGACGAGGCAUAAGUUUGAGUGUUUUAUUCGGGGAAUGCUGCACCAUCCUACAAAACACCAUGUGUGAUGCUUGAUCUCUCCUCUUUUUCUCUCUCUUUCUUGUCUUUGUGUCCUCAGCGUCACUUGUCCCCAGAGGAGUUUGUCCAAGUGUUCGGUAUGACCGUAGAGGAUUUUGACCGGCUAGCCCUGUGGAAGAGAAACGAGUUGAAAAAACAGGCCCGUCUGUUUUAGUGACAUAUGGACAACUGUUAAAUACUGCCAUAUCAAGAGCAAGAGACUUUACUGACUGUAAGAGGGAAGAGUUUCACUGCCAUGGCUGAGAACCUGUUCUUUAUCUCCUUUAAUGACGAACCAAAUCCUGGUCACCCCGGUGUGGAUUCCUGAGGCUGCAGAGACAUUAUGCACAGAUAUUAUGGACUGAUAAACUGUCACAUAGUUGCAGGUGCAAUUGUGACUGUGUGCUUAAGCGACGUGUAAGCAAUAGAGACGGCGGUGCUGUGCUUUUCUUAAGCAGGUAGUAUGGAGGACAGUAUGUCUAUGCCCCUAUAAGGCCACAUAAUGGGACGUGUGUGACCAGAGCCACAGUACUAAACCAUUAAGAGGAGAUUUUUGGCUUUGCCUUAUUUGUUAUGCUCUCUUAGUUAUGAGUGUGCAGCACCAGCAAUCUGAAUGAGUAGAAUGUAGUUACAGUAUAUAAUUUAUGACACUUUACUGGUGUGAAUGGUUAGAUGGGAAGAAUGGGUAAAUGAGCAUACAGCAUCAUUUCGCUUUGGUUUAUAAGGUUGGGCUUUGUUUACCUGUUUUUGCUCUUUCACAUAGUAGAUUACUGGGUCCCUCUGGUUUACACCAAUCAAUGCAUAAUGAAACAAGAGACAAUUUGAAGUGGGCAUGGCUUUUUCAGUUGUAUGCGUGACCUUUAUUGAUUUGUGUGCGAGUAAAAAAACCAAAGUGAGGAUGCAAAUGAACAGAAUUAGCAGAUCACCUCCAUGUAAUGUUCUGGGUAAAUAUGUUAAGGUCACUAUUAGAUUACAGUUCACUGUGCAGCUGUAGGGUUACCUCGAAGAAUGUGCAAUUCAGUAGAUGAAAUAGAUUAAAGAAACACAAAUAAGUCCUCCAGCUCCAUAUUUUCCAGCUCAUUGCAAUAGAAUGACAACUAAAUGUUUUAAGAUAUGGACUUCAGUCAUCCGUAAAUUUAUUGCGUUCACUUUUAUUUAAAUUCUUUGAUGAUAACCCAAUAGUUUUGUAGCUUCAGAGAUUAUAUUCACUCACAAUGAAAUGUUCUGCAAGUUAUUUAACACACUGACCAAGAUCCAGGGUUGUUGAAGACUUCUUUUGAAUACUGUUAUUUUUGAUUUUGUCACUAAAAUAAAACUUGAAAUAAG
Xyrichtys novacula (pearly razorfish) is the source of this 53879-nucleotide messenger RNA. The record is from the annotation of a GenBank genome assembly. NCBI's taxonomy places the organism in Eukaryota, Metazoa, Chordata, Actinopteri, Labriformes, Labridae.